Molecule: messenger RNA, 77068 nt
Organism: Podarcis lilfordi (Lilford's wall lizard)
Lineage: Eukaryota; Metazoa; Chordata; Lepidosauria; Squamata; Lacertidae
Source: the annotation of a GenBank genome assembly
AUGAUUGGGCUGGAAUCGUUACCCGAUCCCUCAGAUACCUGGGAAAUUAUUGAGACCAUUGGAAAGGGAACGUAUGGGAAAGUCUAUAAAGUUACUCAUAAGAAGGAUGGCAGUUUGGCAGCAGUGAAGAUUCUGGAUCCGAUCAGUGUAAGUAAAGAGGAAAGUUAACAAUUUGAUUUCCCUUUCCGCCUCCAAACAGAUCCAAGACCCCCUGCACAAACAGAUGUGAUACCCAUACUCAGUAAUUAGAGGAAAUGCAAGUAUUUGGGGGGUAAUUGUUCAGGUGUACAAAAAUCACAUUAUGACAGAAAGUAAGGGAGGUAGUACGGGGAUGCGGGUGGUGCUGUGGGUUAAACCACAGAGCCUAGGACUUGCCGAUCAGAAGGUCGACGGUUCGAAUCCCCGCGACGGGGGGAGCUCCCGUUGCUCGGUCCCUGCUCCUGCCCACCUAGCAGUUCGAAAGCACGUCAGAGUGCAAGUAGAUAAAUAGGUACCACUCCAGCGGGAAGGUAAACGGCGUUUCCGUGCGCUGCUCUGGUUCGCCAGAAGCAGCUUAGUCAUGCUGGCCACAUGACCUGGAAGCUGUACGCCGGCUCCCUCAGCCAAUAAAGCAAGAUGAGUGCCCCAACCCCAGAGUCGUCCGUGACUGGACCAAACAGUCAGGGGUCCCUUUACCUUUUUUAAAGGGAGAUAGCUGUUCCAACUUUGCAUUUAACCCCAACUGAACUCAGGCGCUUUUGUUUGUGUGCAAAGGUUGGACUUCUGUCCGUGCUGGGAUCUCGCACUUUGUUUGUUACUGAAAACUAAACUGGGUUCACAAAUCGCAUGAGCCUCUGCAGUGGCAAGGCUUAAGAAGUCAACUCUGAAGAUAGGUGGAGUUCUCAGGUUUCAACAUAUUGCAGCAAAAGACCCAUAAUCUUUCUCAAUACGCCACAAGUAUCUAGGUUUGGUACCGUUUGUGUGUGGGACAUGCAUAGGUAAUGUUGUUGUUGUUUUUUUUUAAAAGGAGAUACACAGGUAAUUUGUUUUUUAAUGGAAAAAUAGUUAUCUGAGAAAAUUAGAGUCAAGUGAAAUGAUUUGUAAAUGAAACCUAAAUGGUUUGAGGAAAAGUAGAGUUUAUGGGAAUAAGGUAAAAAAAAAAAAGGAGGUAAAAGACUCUUGGACGGUUAAGUCCAGUUAAAUUUGACUAUGGGGUGCGGCACUCAUCUUCGCUUUCAAGCCGAGGGAGCUGGCGUUUGUCCACAGACAGCUUUCCAGGUCAUGUGGCCAGCAUCACUAAACCUCUUCUGGUGCAACGGAACACCAUAAUGGAAGCCAGAGCUCACAGAAACGCUGUUUACCUUCCCGCCACAGUGGUACCUAUUUAUCUACUUGCACUGGUGUGCUUUUGAACUGCUGGGCUGGCAGGAGCUGGGACAGAGCAACGGGAGCUCACCCCGUCACGGGGAUUCGAACCACCGACCUUCUGAUCGGCAAGCCCAGGAGGCUCAGUGGUUUAGACCACAGCACCACCCGCGUGGCAGAGUUUAUGGGAAUAAGAGCCCAAUCUGAAACAUCAGAAGGAAGUUUCAUUGCAUUCAAUGAAAUUUAUUACCUAACAGGUCUUCUUAAGUAUGUAGGCAGGCAGAGCAGUUGUAUUUUACCUUAACAGGUGAGUGAGGAGAUUUGCUGGCAAUGCAACCAUUACACCCUGCUAUGAGCAGGCCAAGAGGUAGGGGCGUCUUUUCCUUUUACCUUCCCAUUGACUGCAGCAGGAGGUUAUUAACCACGGGUCCCUUCCUGGUGUGUGUUGGCAUCUCUGUGUCUGCGCCCAUUGCCCCCGACACACAGCCUCCCCCUUACUCUGCUAGCACAAUAUCCCUGGAAGAUGAGCUAUCACUGGAACAAGCUUCCCAUUGGAGGGCUAGGGGAUUUCCAUUGGCCUAAGAAUUGCCCCAGUGACAUACUCCCCAUAUCUACUAGUAGAGCUUCCCAAGGCCCCUCAGCAUACCUCUCCUGGGAUGUCCCACGGAGGACCUUACGGUCUUAAAAACAUCUUGGAGAUCCCGGGCCACAGGGAGGUUAGGCUGGCCUCAACCAGAGCCAGGGCUUUUUCGGCUGUGGCCCCGACUUGGUGGAACGCUCUGUCACAAGAGACUAGGGCCCUGCGGGACUUGACAUCUUUCCGCAGGGCCUGCAAGACGGAGCUGUUCUGCCAGGCCUUUGGCCAAGGCACAGUCUGACCCCCUCUCUCCUUCUGUAAUCUUCAUAGAACUCUAGCCCAAUGGUUGCCAUUAAUUUGAUUCUGUUUUCUUUUUUCUUUUUUUAAAUAUUUUUUUUAUUAAGGUUUUAAACAAAGAAAAAAGAAAAACAACACACACACAAAAAAAUACAAAAUUUAACAAUAAAAACACAAAACAUAACAAUUAAAAACAAACUCUCUUUUCCAUUCCCAAUUUUAAAUUACUUAUUUUCUGGACUUCCUCAUACCUCCCUCUUUUGUAUUCCAAUCUGCAUUAUUUGUCCAGCAGUUUCUUUUCCACUUUUUAAACCCAAUCUUUAAUUUAAUAAAAUAUUAAAAUAUAUAACUUCAACUUUUUUAAACAUAAUCCUUGUUCUUAAGGUCAUAUACCUUUAAAUUUUUCCCUUUUAUUAUCAAAUUUCCAUUUCUUUAAACAUCUUUAAUCUUGAUCUUUAAUCUUAAUCUAUCCUUAACUUUAACCUAUACAGCUGGAAACCACUUAUUUUCAAUCCAACAUCACUCUAACAUUCCUUAAUUUUGCAGUGUUUCUGAAGAUAGUCUUUGAAUUUCUUCCAGUCUUCCUCCAUCGACUCUUCUCCCUGGUCACGGAUUCUGCCAGUCAUUUCCGCCAAUUCCAUAUAGUCCAUAAGUUUCAUCUGCCAUUCCUCCAGCGUGGGAAGUUCUUGUGUCUUCCAAUACUUUGCGAUGAGUAUUCUUGCUGCUGUUGUUGCAUACAUAAAGAAAGUUCUAUCCUUUUUAACACCAUUUGGCCCACUAUGCCCAGGAGAAAGGCCUCUGGUUUCUUGGGGAAGGUAUACUUAAAUACCUUUUUAAUUCAUUAUAUAUCAUUUCCCAGAAAGCCUUAAUCUUUGGGCACGUCCACCAAAGGUGAAAAAAUGUACCUUCAGUUUCUUUACAUUUCCAACAUUUGUUAUCGGGCAAGUGAUAGAUUUUCGCAAGCUUGACUGGGGUUAUGUACCACCUGUAUAUCAUUUUCAUAAUAUUCUCUCUUAAGGCAUUACAUGCCGUAAAUUUCAUACCAGUGGUCCAUAACUGUUCCCAGUCAGCAAACAUAAUGUUAUGUCCUACGUCCUGUGCCCAUUUAAUCAUAGCCGAUUUUACCGUUUCAUCUUGAGUAUUCCAUUUCAGCAGCAAGUUAUACAUUCUUGACAGAUUCUUAGUAUUGGGUUCUAACAAUUCUGUUUCUAAUUUUGAUUUUUCCACCUGGAAGCCAAUUUUCCUGUGCCAUUAAUUUGAUUCUGAACUGAUUUUAGAAUGUAUUUCAAUUAAUUGAUUGUGAUUUUAUGUAAACUGUGCUAUUUUUACUGUUGUUAGCCGCUCUGAGCCGGGCCUUGGCUGGGGAGAGCGGGAUAUAAAUAAAUUAUUAUUAUUAUCACCCCUUUAAUAUUUUUAAUGCUGCCCCAAAGCCAUGGUUACGUGACUGCUGUUCAGUCUCUAGGUUUGUUAUGUCAUGUAAUCCACCCCUAAUAAAGCUGUUAUAUUUGUAAAGUGCCCGUCUCUGUGUGCCUCCAAUUUAGGAUGUGGAUGAAGAAAUUGAAGCAGAAUACAACAUCUUGCAAUUCCUUCCAAAUCACCCCAACGUUGUUAAAUUCUAUGGAAUGUUUUACAAAGCAGAUCAAUAUGUGGGCGGACAGCUGUGGCUUGUUCUUGAGGUAAGAUAUUUUGUGAGACUAAAUCUUAAUUAAAAGAGAUUUUUUACGAGCUAACUGCUUCUUCCAAAAAUGUAGAAGCAGAAAUACUGGCCGACCGUUAUUCUCUGAAGAAUUCUGUCUCUUUCUGCUCGUGGUUAUUAAUCGGAGGGUUCCUUUGGGAAGGAAAUGCAGCACCAGAUGUCCCGUCUACUUAGCAUUUACACUGUACAUUUACAAAUGCAUAUUUCUGAACUGAAGUGGGCCACUUCAGAAGGAAUCUGGCUUCAUCCAAAUUUAGGUGGAUGGGAAGUUGAUCCAUACUCAUUUGGGCUGUUCAGUCAGCAUAUUUGAGAAAAUAUAUACUUCUCUCAACCUCUCCAAAUGAAGAAGACCCCUGUGAGGGAGAAGUGAGAGAGGAAGGGGUACAGUUUUGUGACGGACAAAUAUAGCUUUUAACCACAGGGAAUCAUUCUGCAAGGGCUCUCCGAUCACAGUACUUUGGGGAGGGGCACUGAAGGAAUAUAUUCAAGCAAAGCAACCUCUGUUGUGUACUCCAUUUUCACACAUGUCAAGGAAGUUUUUUUUACUUAGAUGGCAGCAAUAAUGUCCUCUGGCUGCCUGUCCCUGGAGUGCAGAACCUUUGGGUCCCCCCCCCCAAAAAAACCCCCCACCCCAACACCUACUGUUUUACUAGCUUUGAACACAACGAAGGACUCCCUUAUGCCUUUCAUACUGGUUGUAACGCUGAUCUGAAAUGGUCGAGUGGCACAUUCUCCACUGAAAAUUCAAAACAAAACUUCAUUGUGCAAUUUCUAAUGCCCAGGUUUUGGAAGCUACUAUUUGUCUCAUGUGUGGGCUAUGAAGUUAUUGGGUGAGAAUUUGAAGGAGGACACAGUUUGAAGGACGCCACUGAACCACAACAACUGCCUUUCCUAAACUCUAAGCUCAUUCCAUUCUAAGCUUAUUAGCUUUCCUAAGCUCAUUCCAUUCUUUCAAUUGAUCCGACCGGCAGUUAAAUCAUACAGCGUCAUGUUUCUUGGGAUGUCAUCCUCUCAAGACAUACUGGGUGUUGGUUCCUGAUCAGGUUGUAGCCUUAUAGGGAAGAAGCAUGCAAAAGCAAAGGAAGGUUUGGGUGGCGAGAGUUGUUGAAAGGAGUGCCACCUGCGGGUGCCAUCUACAGUGUUCUCCAGACCCUUCUCAUUUUGCUUUGCAGUAAGUGUCAUCCAAAGCUAGACUGCAGACUCGGGGUGGCUGAAAAAUCCAUUUUGGGGUGGAGGUAGCUUCCAAGAGGGAAACUCUCAGUGUGCCAAACCAUGAUCAGUGAAGAUGAUUUCCUAGUUUCCUUUAUAGGGCCCAGACAGCAUUGGAAAAAUAGGGCUGAGAGGAGAGGGUUUGGUUGACACUUUCUCCUAGCUGAAAUGGCCACUCCAAGCUCCAAUUUGACCUCAGUAUGAUUUUGUUCACGAGACAGGUAGUAGCUUUGAAGAGUGAUUUAGAUCACGAGUGGACAGGUUCAGACUCUCCAAGUAUCUCUCUUUUCCAGGGACGUCCCUGAUUUAGAGAAGCCAUCCUGGUUUCUGAUUUGAUCCCGGAAUGUCCCACUUUUCCUGUUUUCAUCAGAGAAAUGUUGGCGGGUAUGCAGACUUCAGGCCUGUCGGAUCUACUUUGUGGGUUGUUGUUGUUUUACUGGAGCCCACAAAUCUUCUGAACAGAGCCACGCGGCAAAAGAAUUUAUGAACAGGGGGCUUUGGAUCAUGUUUGGGGAUUAGGGAUUUGAUUUAUUUUCAGUACCAGAAUUGAACUGAGCUCAGAAAAUUUUCAUGCAGAUGCCCACUCUUGCAUAAGUGUCCUUCAUUUCUGCAGCCCAGUUCGAGUGGGGAAAGUUGAUUUGCUGUUAUUGUUAAACAACUGGGAUUCAGGAACCAUUUCCUAUCUAUUACAAAUCAACCAGAGAUCUGCCAGGAGAUCCCUGAGCUACCACUUGCCCACCCCCGAUUUCAAUCAGGAAAGCAGAAAGGGUCAAAACAUCCCCUCCUCCAGGGACUGAUUUCCUGACUGUAUUGCUGCUUUGCUUAUUGAUAAAAUUCCAAACCCUGCAGGAGCCCCUGUUGAUGCAUCUACUGAAUCACAUCCACUUUGCCCUUCAGAAUAAUUCACUCGUGGUUUCACCCCCUCUGGAUUGCAGUCAUCAAACUGCAGGCGGGGAGAAAGUUAGCAAAAUGUUAGCAUUAUUGACCCAACUGAAAUACCCUGCACUUCAGGAUUUGCAUACCAAUUUUGUCUCUGUUGUGCUGCAAUUGCUAUUUAUAACACUUGAAUUCAAUGAAAGGAACGCCAUACAAAAGGGCUCAAAUGCUUUUGUUGCUGUUUCUUUGAUGAAAUCAUAUAUUCUUUGUGUUGUGGCAAACUUCUGGGGGUGAAAAUGUAAUUAAAAGUUCUUAUUUCCCCUCGGGGCAUCUUCGUUCUGCCAGGCUUAUACUCUGUGAGCAAUACCUUUCUCACUCAGAGCUCCUUUGAACACUUGGACCUGUCAUGACUAAAGUGUUAUUAUUACCUCAACGUGAGGGGAGGAAAAAGGAACUCCUGCAGCCCUGUUCACUUAUUUACAAAAGCGAGCACCACACACACACACACACACCAACCCCUCGCCUCCCCCUGGCCUCAUGCACCAACUUUCUCAACCUCCCUCAACAUGGCUACAUCCAGAUAUUUCGGAUUUCAGGUCUCAUGAUCCCAAGUCACUGCAAACCCUCCAAGUGUCCCUAUUUUCCAGGGAUGUCCCUGAUUUAGAGAAGCUGUCCCGGUUUCUGAUUUGAUCCCAGAAUGCCCUGCUUUUCCUUAGGAUGUCCCAAUAUUCAUUGGAGAAAUGUUGUGGGGUAUGGAGUUAUCUGACCCUCAAGCUGCCUGAAGGCAAUCCUGCAUAGGCAGGUUUGUUUAAUGUUUAAUGUUUUAUUGUGUUCUUAUAGAUGUUGGAAGCUGCCCAGAGUGGCUGGGGCAGCCCAGUAGGAUGUGUGGGGUAUAAAUAGGAAAAUUAUCAUUCUAGAAUGGGACCGCCUUGUUUUCAAUGGAGAAAUGUUGGAGGGUAUGUCAUUGGCCAUGCUGGUUGGUGCUGAUGGGUCUCCAGCUGUUAUUGGACUACAUCUCCCAUCAUUCCCAGAUACCAGUGUGAUGGCUUGUGAAUGUUCUUCACAAGAAGCACCUCUGCUCACUCAGAGAUACAUAUAUACAGUCUUUAUUUUACAGCGCAUUAGAAUCAUGCAUCUGAAUCCUCCGGUUCAGAUUGUGGGAAUGGCUUACGCCGGCCUCUUCUCCAGCAGAAAAAGCGGGGAAGUUUCACGUGAUGCCUCUCCCCCCUCCUCUUUAACUCUCUCCUUUCCCUGGCAGACGGAAUAGGCAUUGUUUCACUGUCUGUGCCAGAACUUCCUGUGCGGUGCUGAGGCUCUGGUUCAGCAUCUGAGAGCCGUCCCGCCUCCUGGCUUUCCCCUCUUUCCUCAAUUGCCACUUCCUGCCCACCUCCCUCUGCCUGUUCCUGCUCCUCCCCUGCAUUCUCUGGCAGUACCAUGACAACCAGGACCAGUGUCCAAGGAUGGUGGGAACUGUAGUUCAAAAACAGCUGCCGUCCCAAGUUUGGGAAACCUUGAUCUAGAGGGCCUAAGGUUGAGGAAGGCCACUUUGUACUGUGAGGCCACAAGCCUGUCUUUUUCUAACCCCAGUAUGAGGAACCAAAACAGAAGCAAAGAAACAUCCACAACUGUACCUCUCAUGCCAUAGUACAUGUUCCUAGGCCACUCAUGUUGAGAGCCAGUGUGGUGUAGUGGUUAAGAGCGGUAGUCUCGUAAUCUGGUGAACCAGGUUCGCUUCCCCGCUCCUCCACAUGCAGCUGCUGGGUGACCUUGGGCCAGUCACACUUCUCUGAAGUCUCUUAGCCCCACUCACCUCACAGAGUGUUUGUUGUGGGGGAGGAAGGGAAAGGAGAAUGUUAGCCGCUUUGAGACUCCUUCCAGUAGUGAUAAAGCGGGAUAUCAAAUCCAAACACCUUUUCUUCUUCUUGAGCUCACACCUCAUCUUAAUAGGGUUGUUAUGGAUCUAAACAGCAAACAUACGGUGGUCAGAUGUGCUUUGAGGAGAUAUACUGGUCCGUCUAGAACUAUAGUUGAGAUUUUCUACUGGUGAAUGCAAUAGAAAAAAAGACACCAGGGUGAUAGCAAAAUAGCUACUGGAGAGGCAUGAGUGAUGAACUAAUGAUGUGGGCAAAAAUCCAUUUAGAAAGGUUUUAAUUUUACUUUUUCUCUCGCCGUUUUAGUAUGUGGAAAACUAUAGAUGGGGGAAAUGUUUGCAAGAAGCUGAGCUUUUCUGGAUUCUGAAUGUUUCAUCUCGGUUGUUGGCAGAAUGCGCCAUCAAGCCCGAGUAUAGAGAUAUGUCUGCCAUCUAUUUUAUAUUGCCUGCCAGCAGGAGUAUUGAUGGAGUGAAGGUGUGAAAUGACUGUAAUUUGUUGCCUCCCAGUUAUCAAGUCUAUCAAUCUUGUCCCUUAAACACACACACACACACACACACACACACACACACACACACCCCUCUCCUGGAUUUUCCUUCACACAAAAGGCACUUUUAGAAAAGAUACGUUAGUAUAAAAGUAUACCACUUCUGAUACACACACACAAUAUUUUAAAACAGAGAUGAAUCCCAUUAAAAACAACAACACUCAAUUCAGUUUAGCUGGUGGGACGCAGAUGGCGCUGUGGGUUAAACCACAGAGCCUAGGACUUGCCGAUCAGAAGUUCGGCGGUUCGAAUCCCCACGACGGGGUGAGCUCCCAUUGCUCGGUCCCUGCUCCUGCCCACCUAGCAGUUCGAAAGCAUGUCAAAGUGCAAGUAGAUAAAUAGGUACAACUCUGGCAGGAAGGUAAACGGCAUUUCUGUGCACUGCUCUGGUUCGCCAGAAGUGGCUUAGUCAUGCAGGCCACAUGACCCAGAAGCUGUACUCCGGCUCCCUUGGCCAGUAAAGCGAGAUGAGCACCACAACCCCAGAGUCGGUCAUGACUGGAACUAAUGGUCAGGGGUCCCUUCCUUUUAACUUUGGGCAAGGACCAGAGCUCAGUGGUAGAGAACAAGAUGUGUUGUGUGGAGGAGGUCUCACGUUCGGUCCCCCACCUCUCCAAGUGUCACAGAAGCAUGCCGGUCAGUAAUCGCAGAAUUCAAAGUUGGAGUUAACUCCUUAUUAGCAAAAAAAACCCCAUGAUCUCCACAGACUUGGUUCAAUGUCAGGCCUAAUGAGCAGCUUGUUCUUGGUGGUCUUAUUCCAUGAAAAGCAGUUGCCGAGACUGAAAGUCCCCAUCUCCACACAGCUGUCCAAGUCCCCUCCUCUCCAGGGCUUUCCCCAAGCAACCGGAGGCUACGCCCGUGUGCAGUCUGUCCCUGCUCCACCCUCUUCAUGCCUCUUCUGGUUCUGGGAGACGAAGAGGGAGGGGAGCUUGUCGCAGUAGGAGGAGGAGACACCUGUGACUCUUCACCAGCCCGACUCUUCUCUGCCUCUUGGCCUCCCUCUCUCCACUCACCUUCAGCUUCUGCCUCUGAUUCUGACCUGCCACAGACUCUUCCCCACUCACUAAACCCUGUUACAUCUUCAGCUUCUGACACCUCGUACUCCCAGUCUUCUCUCUCUUCAUCACUACUCCCUGUUUUAUUCAAGUCUUCUUCCCUUGGGGGUUCUCCAGCUGGUUCCUCUCACCAUUCCUCUGUGUCCAACCCGUCCAUGAAACCUGGAAAAGAAAGACAGGAAGACCCUCUGCUUGAGACCCUGGAGAGCUGCCUGUCAGAGUAGAGCAGGCAUAGGCAAACUCGGCCCUCCAUAUGUUUUGGGACUACAACUCCCAAGAUCCCUAGCUAACAGGACCAGUGGUCAGGGAUGAUGGGAACUGUAGUCCCAAAACAUGGAGGGCCGAGUUUGCCUAUGCCUGAGCUAGAGGGACAAAUAGUCUAACCUAGUAUAAUGCAGCUUCCAGUUCUCUUAUGUUUUCAGAUUCCUAAUUUUUCCACCUAUUUUGCCAGGCCUAAGGGCUGGUGACUGAUCAGACCCUCUGGGCCUUUUACAUUAACAACAAGUAUCAAAGUUAGAUGACUUCGAAAUGUCACUUGAAGCAGGAACCUAUCUAUUAUAAGCCAUCCUAGUCCCUAACAUGGAUGUUGGAACCCAAUGGUUUAAGGGAACCUUAGGGUCUCAUUCUGAUCCUCAGUACAUUGACCCUUUAAAGUGAAUGGAAGGAAGGCAAUGAAGAAGGAAUAGUUCGGUCGGCAGAGUGUGAGACUCUCAAUCUCGAGGUCAUGGGUUAUAGCCCCACGUUGGGCAAAAGAUUCUUGGAUUGCAGGGGUUUGGACUUGAUGACCCCUGAAGUGUAGGUGGGUUCCCACAAGGCAAGACACAGUGAUAACAGAACUAACAGAACUGGACAACAGGGGCAAAGCAAGUGCUUUUAUACGUUUCUGAAGGCCUGGGCCACUCCCACUCUCAACACGAUUGGCUGUCUAAACUUCGAAUCAUGACUCAGAGUUUAAGGGCCAAUGGCAGAGGCCCAAAUCCUGAAACGUUUUGUGAUUGGAUAUCAUGUAUUAAAUCAGAACACAGGGGCUCAGAAUCCUUAGUCCAGACUCAAGCUCAGGCAAAAACUGGCCAUUGAAUACAUAACAACCCACGUGGUCCCUUCCAACUCUACAAUUCUAUGAUUUUGCAGUGGGAUUUGCUUCCCUCCUGAAAUGAAUGAAGAAGACUUUAUGUCUAGGGGAGCUGCAUUUAUCCAUGGAGGCACUGUACUCAUUAGUAACCUUGUGAUGAUGACGAAGCCUUUGACCCUUGAGAUGUAUAUUUUAGGACCCACCCCACUCUCUUAUUCUAAUGUAUUUUAACUGUUUUUAAUACUGUGUUUUUAAAAUGGCCAUAACUCGCCCUGGGACCUCAUGGUGAAGAGCAGGAAAGAAAUUAAACCAGUAAAUAACAGGUCACGAGCAUCCUUGAUUUCAUCUAUGUGAAGCAAUGCUCUGUGCAGGCAUUUGGAAAAGCUGCCACAUGUUUCCCAUUCCUGAGAAUGGGAAGCCAAUGAAGUUCACAGGCUUCUGAAUUGUGGCUUCUGUUUGGAAAGGGAAGUGUCAUGGGAAUCAAGAGGGCCUAGUUUCAUCUUCAUGAGCUUACAGCCCAGCGUCGAAUCUCUUGUGUGUAUAUAUUGUUACUUGAUCCAUGAAAGCAGAGAUCUGCAAGCUAAACAGUCCUGUUGAGUGACUAACAGGGGGUCUUGCUCUGCUUCUCUUUCCCCUCUUCCGCCCCCUUUUUGCAGCUGUGCAAUGGAGGUUCUGUCACAGACCUUGUCAAAGGCUUGCUGAAGUGUGGCCAGCAGUUGGAUGAAGCUAUAAUCUCGUACAUCUUAUACGGCGCUCUCCUGGUAAGGAUGUUCAUUAAGCUUCUAAUGACAGCAGAGGGUGCAAUUUACUCCCUGAUGACAUUUUCUAUUUAUAAAUGAUGGCGCGGCUGACAGUAAAACGCGGAUUUUGUUAUAGCAGCAACGGGGGGCUGUUUGCAGGAUGUGAUGCAUCGAACAGUGUGCAUGCAGAUUGUUUUGAUUGCCCUCCCUAAAAUUAGGGAAAUUACAUUUCAAAACGGGAGUUAGCAUCUUCUCUCUCUCUCCCCUCCCCUUCUCCUCCUCCUCCUCCUCCUCUUUUUUUUUUUUUGCACCAGGGUCUUCAGCACUUACACAACAACCGGAUCAUUCACCGUGAUGUCAAGGGGAACAACAUUCUCCUGACGACAGAAGGAGGAGUCAAGCUUGUUGACUUUGGUAAUGAACAGCUUCUUUCUUUAGACCAGGGUGUCUGGGUUUUUUGACUGCAUGGGAAAGCAGAGAAGUCUCUUCACCUGAGUGUUCUUUCGGGGAGGAAUCUUGAAAUGAGAAGGCAAAAAAUGCACGAACAUAGCAAUGCUAGGGAAGGGGUCGUAGCUCAGAGGCAGCAGAGCUCACGCUUUGCAGGCAAGAGCGCCCAGCUUCAAUACCUGGAAUCUCCAGGUAGGCCUCGUUUGAAAUCCUGGAGCUGCCACCCAAAGGUCUGCUCACUAUAAGUGAAAUAUACUCGAAGUCGAGAGUGGAUUUCAUGCUCUUUAUUCAGCUCAUAGUGGUGAGGAGGAAUGGAAGUUCCCCCAGAAAGUCUGCUUUAUAUACAUUAUUUACACAAUGGGCCCCACGUGAUUGGCUAAUUCUGGGAUUCUCCUGUAGGCCAAUCAGGUCGCGGAUUCACUUCCACCUGGAGCUGGAUUGGGUGGCUCCUGUGGACAAGUCAGAUUGCUGCAUUCUGGAGCCUAUUGUUCUAGGACCAAUCAGGCUGCUGCAUUCUGAAUCCUAUUGUUCUAGGACCAAUCAGACUGCUGCAUUUUGGAUCCUAUUCAACUCAGCACAUAACAAUAAGGCAGCCUCCUGUUUUCUCAGGUAUGGGGGAAAGGAGGAAGAAGCUUCUAAUCUAUCUGGUUCCUCUCAGGAAGCCUGAGCAGCAAUCAGGUCAAACAAGCUGGAGGGUGGAGCUGGUGAAAUAAUACAAGCUCCCAGCCUCCCCCCGGGGGCUUAUAAGUCUUGGAUGGAGUCAUGGGAGGGAGAAGGCAGAGGAGAAGCUUGGAGAAAGCAGAAGCUGCUGUUUGAGGGAGGAACCAGCCAGAUCACUCCUGUGCUGAUGGGAAGGGUAAAUUGGGGGCGUUUUCUCUCCCCGCGGAGUCCAGCUAUUUCCAUCUGGCAGAAAGAUAGCAGAACUGCCUCCCCAAACAUUUGUUGUUGUUUAGUCGUGUCCGACUCUUCGUGACCCCAUGGACCAGAGUACGCCAGGCCCUCCUGUCUUCCACUGCCUCCCACAGUUUGGUCAAACUCAUGUUUGUAGCUUCGAGAACACUGUCCAACCAUCUCGUCCUCUGUCGUCCCCUUCUCCUUGUGCCCUCCAUCUUUCCCAACGUCAGGGUCUUUUCCAGGGAGUCUUCUCUUCUCAUGAGGUGGCCAAGGAAUUGGAGCCUCAGCUUCACGAUCUGUCCUUCCAGUGAGCACUCAGGGCUGAUUUCCUUCAGAAUGGAGAGGUUUGAUCUUCUUGCAGUCCAUGGGACUCUCAAGAGUCUCCUCCAGCACCAUAAUUCAAAAGCAUCCAUUCUUUGGCGAUCAGCCUUCUUUAUGGUCCAGCUCUCACUUCCAUACAUCACUACUGGGAAAACCGUAGCUUUAACUAUACGGAUCUUUGUUAGCAAGGUGAUAUCUCUGCUUUUUAAGAUGCUGUCUAUUACCUGCUUCUGGAACCCCCAGAAAUUUCAAAACAGUAUGGAAGGAAGAGAGGGAAAACUCUGGUCCUGAUCCGAUUGUACGUAAAGCACACCAGCUGUGGCUAUGUGCCCAUAUCUUGCUCAAUUAAUUGUCAAUAGUAACACCCAGGUUUUUUGUGUCGGUGGUGGGAUCAGGACUCCCACCAGUUACCUGAUUUGGGCUAUCUAUAUGUGGGCAGCCCUGGCAAUCGAAUCAGGCCAGGAAACUUCCAUGCUUCUCCCUCAUGCUGCUUGCUAGAUCAGAGCAUUUGUUCACACAAAUAAUAUUGGGGAGAGGCUCUUUUCCCCCAGUGCGGCGAAGGCAAAGAGGAAAUCUCUAGAUUUUAAAUAUUAUCUUUUCCAUAUGAAAAGAAGGCACUGUUCUUUCUAAAACAGUUUUGACUAGCCUUUAGCAUAUUUAUUCACUCUCGGCAGAAGCUGAAGUGGUCCUCUGGGUCCAAAAGCUAACAGAUCCAUUUAAUUUGCAAUUACAGCUGUAAGAUAUGAGUGUGACUGAAAAUUGGAAGCCUCCAUAAAAGGAUGAAAGAGAGACGGGAAGAAGUGGGUUUUGCAGCAGACUUCUGAAUAAGCUUGCUGAUUUCUUGAGGAGGAUGCUAAUUCAAGUAAUAACGAUAGCAAUAAUAAAAAGAGACGAGAUAGAUGUGACUCACGCAGCCAAGUUUUAUGUCUUCAAAAACGGGGUCAGCACAUUGCGUCUUCCUCCCAUCACCCCAUACAGUGGUACCUCAGGUUAAAUACUUAAUUCGUUCCGGAGGUCCGUACUUAACCUGAAGCCACCAGAGCACAAUUUCUGUUCUCAUCCUGAAGCAAAGUUCUUAACCCGAGGUAAUAUUUCUGGGUUAGCGGAAUCUGUAACCUGAAGCGGUAUGUAACCUGAAGCUUGUGUAACGCGAGGUACCACUGUACUUGCAAGCGCCUAGCAGCAACUAACGCAAUCAGUUCGCAAUCGCCAUCUUGGGACAGAGGCUAUGCACACAUUACUGGUUAGUCUGGCUCCAAUGUGCUUCCACUGCUGGUGUUUGAAGCCAGGUACACAUGACACGGGUAGGAUGCGGGUGGCGUUGUGGUCUAAAUCACUGAGCCUCUUGGGCUUGCCAUUCAGAAGGUUGGCGGUUUGAAUCCCCGCAACGGGGUGAGCUCCCGUUGCUCUGUCCCAGCUCCUGCCAACCUAGCAGUUCGAAAGCACAACAGUGCAUGUAGAUAAAUAGGUACCACUCCGGCGGGAAGAUAAACGGCGUUUCCGUGCGCUGCUCUGGUUCGCCAGAAGCGGCUUAGUCAUGCUGGCCACAUGACCCAGAAGCUGUACGCCGGCUCCCUUGGCCAAUAAAGCGAGAGGAGCGCUGCAACCCCAGAGUCGUCCGCGACUGGACCUAACAGUCAGGGGUCCCUUUACCUUUACCUUUUUACACAUGACAUCAGCAACAACCCAUCUUUAUCUUGUAGCUCCUUGAGAAAUACUCCUAUAUGGUGCAUUUGCCCUCAAACCAUUUUCUAUUGAAUUUGAAAAUGGAGGCCACACUUAAGCAGAGGUAUGUUCAGUGCAGAUGUUCAUUGCGCAUGUGCAGAAGAUAGCUUCAUCGAAUUUGAUGGAGUUUGAUGGGGUUUCAGGCAGGAGAAACAAAUCAGGGAGCUGGCAAUGGUGUGUUUCCCUCCCCUUCUCCCAACCCCUUCUAUUUUUACUUCUAACAUCUGGUGUAGCUUGCUCACGACUUCGUGGCAUUUUUGGUUGCUCCUAUAAAGGUAUUGCCCAUCUGGGGAUUUUGCAAUAAACCUCCACAGUCACUGGCCCCCACCCCACCCAAAUUCCUGUCCAGAGGGUUACAACAAUAAUAUAAAGAAGUGAAUAAACAUGCAUAAUACUGAGUUGGGAGAGUUAACCAGCGAACACAGGGUUUCCCAUACUGGAGUCUCCAGCUGUCUUUGGACUACAAGUCCCAUCAUUCCUAGCUAGCAGGACCAGUGGUCAGGGCUGAUGAGAACUGCAGUCCAAAAACAGCUGGAUACCCAAGUUUGGGAAACACUGAGCUAACUGAACAAGACAGAAAAGUAAUUCACAUCAGAUCGGUAGCUCAGUUGGUUAGAGUGUGGCGAUGAUAAUGCCAAGGUUGCAGGUUCGAUUCCCUGUAUGAGACAGCUGCACAUUCCUGCAUACUAGAUGAUCCUCAGGGUACCUUCCAACUCCAGAAUGCUAUGAUUCUAUGAAACCACAAUUUAUUUUUUUUAGGGGGGGAAACCUUUCAGUAUGUAAAUGUGGCUUCUCAAAAACAACCCUACUGGGCAGCAAUCCCUAAGCAGAAUAAACUGCUUUAUAUACAUCCCAUUUGGCACUUCAGUAAGUGCUAAUUCCCUGGUACUUCCAAAGUAGCUGAAUUUAUUUUAAAAGCAAAGGCUCUGUGGUUGCUUUUUGCAAGGAAUGUGAGAGCAGAUGCCUGUUUAUUGCAGGGAGGUGCAGAAAUUCGUUAUUGAUGAGUAGUUGAAACACACAGCUUUGAGGAGCCAAUUGGGCAAACAACUAGCCUAAAGCAACAGCUUAUUGAGUAGUCUCAUUGGCAUCUAAAGGGUAAGGGGUGGAAAUCACAUUUUAUCCGAUGCUUUCUUCCCGGGACAAUAAUUAGCACCAGCAGCUUGCUUGAGCUGCAGGAAAUAACCCGUCAAUGCCAAAAGAAAAGAGCACAUCGGAGGGAAGAAGUAAAAAAAAGGGAACAAUAUUGGUUGAAUAGCAUUUUUCAAUAUUUUGCACAUAAUCACCAUGCUGCACUCCCACAGUGGGAUAUAAAAUCCAAAAUAGAACAAGAAUGGCAAACGAUUGAUGCUGUCAACUGGCUGUGCUUUAGUGCGAGAAGAGUUGGAUGAGAGAGCCAUAAGUUUAGGUGGCUUUUUGUCUGAUCCUUUGACAUACAUUUCUGACAUCUCAAAAAAAACACCUUGCAAAAUAUUUGAUGGCACAAAAUGUAAUGUGUUUGCUAAGAUGAAAUCUACCUGCAUUCCAAACCCAUUUUGAAACUGGAGCAAACCUAAGCGCUGUCCAUUUAGUCCACAGAAUGACACAGGUACAAUUUCAGAUUUCAGUGUGUUUGCACUUAUGCAGUGGCCAAAAUUCUUACAAAGUACAGUCAUACCUCAGGAUAAAUAUGCUUCAGGUUGAGCGCUUUCGGGUUGCGCUCCACGGCGACCCGGAAGUAACGGAGCGCAUUACUUCCGGGUUUCGCCACUCGCGCAUGCGCAGAUGGUAAAAAUGAGGUCACACGCAUGCGCGGAAGAGGCGAAACGCAAGCCACGCAUGCACAGACGCGCUGUUGCGUCUUAUGUUCUGUUCAGGAUGCGAACAGGGCUCCAGAACGGAUCCCGUUUGCAUCCCGAGGUACCACUGUAUAGCCAAAUGUCUCUCCUGCUCUUUGAUACAUUCAAGAUUGAAUUGCAAAACAAAGCGUAGCAAAACGAAAGCAUUUGUAGCCGUUCUAUUUCAUCUUUAUACCUCAAGUAUACAGUGGUACCUCAGGUUACAUAUGCUUCAGAACAGUUUCAGGUUAAGAACGGACCUCCAGAACGAAUUAAGUACUUAACCUGAGGUACCACUGUAUAUAGAAUGAUUAUAUGAUUCAAAACAAUAAUGACUUUCACUGCAUUCCUGUGGCCACUAAACCAAGUGUAAGGCCUGUUGAACUCAAUGGAACUUACUUUUGAAUAAACAUGCAAAGGAAUGUGCAGCAGGAAGAACCUGGUAGAUAGAAAUACAGGUGCUCCUGAUAUUACGUUUGGUCUGCAACGGAGGUCAGAGAAAAUGCUUCCCCCAUACUCCCUAAAUGAUACCCUGAAAAGUGGUGAGGUUACCUUGUUAUUGGCAUUCAUGGAGUGUGUCUCCAGAGGUGAAGUCAAAUGGCUGUGUUAGGAGCAAGCCUGGGCAGUGUGUAUGGAGAUCUUGGGCUGUCCACAUGACAGCCCCAGCUUGGUCUCCCUGAUGUGGUCCGAAGGAAAGCAGAGCAAUAUGUUUGGCACCAGCUUGGCUGCAGGAGCUGCUGCCAAAAGGAGGUAUGUAAGACACAGUCCAACCGUCUUAGGGCCUCCACUCCAGUUUUGUGUAGGGUUUGCUCCUCAGCCUUUUCUUCUCCUGAAGAUAUACCACAAGGCAGCAGAGGUUUCAGAUCAGAGUUCUUCUACUCCUAGAUGGGCUACCUUCCCAGGUUGACAGCCCCUUCUCCCUCUACAUCACGUGCAGAAACCGUCUCCUUGACCAUUGGACCCACCGUUGGUCUUGUCCACUCAAUCCGCCAGAGCCUGUCUUCAUGUGCAGCACAAGUCCCUAACUCACUGAGGGUUUGAGACCCAUUGGCUACCCUCACCUAGUUUAGCCAGCCAGUGGAAGCCAUUCCAGGGUGUGGCUGCUGUCGCAUGCAGACAGCUUCUAGGACAGCGGUUCUCAACCUGUGGGUCCCCAGAUGUUGUUGGACUACAACUCCCAUCAUCCCUGAGCUCUGGCCUUGCUAGCUAGGGGUGAUGGGAGUUGUAGUUCCACAACAUCUGGGGACCCACAGGUUGAGAAAGGCUGUUCUAGGAGCCACAGGUGAUAGCUGAAUGCAGGGUUGGGGACUAAAGAUGCACAAACUACCCCAAAAGGUGUAUGGUGUGUCCCCUGCCAGAGGUACUACCCCUCCUCUAACACCCCAUAUAGCCUGGUUAAGUUGAAAACAGGGUGGCCCACUUUCUCCCAGCACAAAACCACCAUUGAAUACACCCCACUGGUAUCACACACUGAAUUGUCUCUGUUUUCCCCAAUGAAUCCUGGGGGUUGUAGUUUGGUCAAGGUGCUGAAAAUUCCAUUUUUGGGGUUCCCACCUUCCUCUUCAAAAACUACCAUUCCCAAGGAAAGGGAAGGGCCUUUAAGUCUAGUUUAAGUCUAAUGCAGACAUGACUUCUGAAUACCUAUUUACUCUUAUAUACUUGUCACUUUUGGUUGUGAUCAAUACAUGCUAUUAAGCCCAAGAGAGCCGUUUUAAAAUUGGAUACAGAUUCUAGGCGAUCUACAGCAAAUUAUAGAAAAGGAAAUUUUUGCACAUGGGCGAGAACUACAGAGAUCAAUAUUCAGUUAGUGAACAAUUCUGUAAAUGGUUGCCAAAUUACUCCGAACUUGUGUGAGUUAUCCCUCUUAUAGUACAUAAUUUGUUCUUUGUUGGACGACUCUAUAAGGUCUUCAGUUCCCAAAUACAGGUGGAGAUUAGGCUCCCGCAGACAUCCUUUUUAUUGCACAUUUACCAUGAUAUGUGCUCACGAUGCUGUUACUUGUGAUCCCACUUCCAAUACAAGCAUUUUGAGGUGGCCAGCCUUCUUCAUUUCCAGUCAGUGGAUAUCCUCCUGAAAUUCCAUAACUUUCCUGCUUUUGUUGUGCUAAAGUGCCUCGGGGCAGCAAUAACGUGGUUGCAUUGGAGGAGUACAGGCGAUUUAUGCAGUGGUUAUGUUCCAGGCCCCUGUGUGCAUAAGUGAAGUUGUGUAAAGUGGGGAUCACCCUUUAAACGCCCUCUCCACCACUCUCUCUUCAAUCCAUACCCAAAAUGCCAUAUGUAGAAAAUAUCCACAACUGACAUUGAAGGUCUGGGGCUAGCAGGAGGCUGGGGGGGGGGCGGUAAGUGGAAAAGCAACUCCUCCUGCUGCUGCUGCACUUGAAAUUGAAAUUGAAAUACUUUAUUGUCACUUGUACAACUUGUAUACAGUGAGAUUACACGAGCACCUCCCACUCAGCUCUCUUCGUCUUAAUUCCCCUCAUUUACUGACACAAACUCACCAAACCAGAAAGUCAGUUGCCCUGUUGUUAUCUUUUCAUUCAGCAGCCUAACAGCCCACGGAUAGAAGCUGUUUUUUACCCUGUUGGUGCAACUAAUCAUGCUUCUGUAUCUUCUGCCCGAGGGCAGGAAAUCAAGAAAGUGCCGGCCAGGGUGUGAAUCAUCCCUGAGGAUUUCCCUCACUCUCCUGAGGCAAUGUUCUUCCACUAUGUCAUCCAGCGAAUUCAUGGGACAGACCAUAAUAUCUUGUGCUGUAUUCACCACCCUCUGUAGGCACUUCCUAUCAGUUGAUGUCAAACCAGCAUACCACACCGUGAUGCAGUAUGAAAGGACACUUUCUACUGUGGACCGGUAGAAGGAGAUCAUCAAAUGUUCUUUCGCAAUACUCUGAGGAGAUGGAGUCUCUGUUGGGCUUUCUUAACCACCUGGGUUGUAUUGAUUUUCCAAGUAAGGUCUUCACUGAGAUAAACUCCUAGGAAUUUAAAGGAAGAGACUUUCUCCUCACAGCCCUGCAGAUCAGCUGUUAGGCAGGGAGACUGAGCAGCCACAAUGAGCCUCCAGGUUGCUUCAGGGUUCCCUCACUGAUGUCCUCUUUGGGCUCCAAGAAGAGUGUACUCGCAAGACAUGAGCUCUCUCCUGCCAUUUCCGGGUUUGAAUGGAAUGAUUUCCUGGCACCAUGCGUAUACAGUGGUACCUCGGAUUAAGAACUUAAUUCGUUCUGGAGGUCCGUUCUUAACCUGAAACUGUUCUUAACCUGAGAUACCACUUUAGCUAAUGGGGCCUCACACUGCCACCGCACCACUGCCACGCAAUUUCUGUUCUCAUCCUGAAGCAAAGUUCUUAACCCGAGGUACUAUUUCUGGGUUAGUGGAGUCUGUAACCUGAAGCGUCUGUAACCCGAGGUACCACUGUACACGGUUGUGCAUGAGUCGAUCGCACAUGAAUGGGGGGGGUGCCUAUAUUGCAGAUCAAACUGAAGCAGAAUAAAUCCAUCACUAAUCACUAUGAUUGUGUCAAUAAAAGGUUGCAGUAUACAUCUGCAAUAAGAUACCAGUCUGGAGGGACCCAUCGAGAUUUCCACAGCUGCAAUAUAAUGUAAAAAGGGAGCAGGUGGCGCUGUGGUCUAAACCACUGAGCCUCUUGGACUUGCUGAUCGGAAGGUCGGCGGUUCAAAUCCACAUGACAGUGAGCUCGGUCCCAGCUCCUGCCAACCUAGCAGUUCGAAAACACGCCAGUGCAAGUAGAUAAAUAGAUACCGCUGCGGCGGGAAGGUAAACGGCGUUUCCAUGCACUCUGGUUUCUGUCACAGUGUUCUGUUGCACCAGAAGCAGUUUAGUCAUGCUGGCCACAUGACCUAGAAAGCUGUCUGUGUACAAACUCCAGCUCCAUUGGCCUGAAAAGCGAGAUGAGUGCCGCAACCCCAUAGUCGCCUUUGACUGGACUUAACUGUCCAGGGGUCCUUUACCUUUAUACACACACACACACACACACACACACACACACACAAAAACCCCAUAUAUAUGUAAAGCCCUGUUUAGGGAAGUUUUUAACAUUUAAUGCUGUAUUGUUUUUAACACUUGAUUGGAAGCCGCCCAGAGUGGCUGGGGAAACUCAGCCAGAUGGGCUGGGUAGAAAUAAAUAAAUAAUAAUAAUAAUAAUAAUAAUAAUAAUAAUAUUUAUUUAUAUGAUGUACUUGGUGCCAAAUGAUCUGCCAAUCUCAAGUGUAAUUUGGUUGACAUCUGUCCAAAUGGCAGAGAUGUGCCACUAUAGAAGGUGAUUGAUUCUAUUCAAACAGAAGCCUCAAUUGAUUCUGGGAAUGACAUCUUGGCUAGGCAAUUCCAAAAUGCACCCACUUUAGAAUUGCCUGACUUUAGAAUUGUCACCCAUUAGUGGGGGGAAUUGUAUAAAUCUAUUGACCUUGAUUGCCCUCUCUGGCAUUGUAUUGAAAGGGCAAUAAGGAUAAGUUUUCAAAAAAGAAUGCUGUUGUGCCAAUAUUUGGAAUGCAUUUUAUCAUUACAGGUGUUUCUGCGCAGCUUACCAGCACGAGGCUGAGGAGAAACACAUCAGUUGGAACCCCAUUUUGGAUGGCUCCUGAGGUGAGCUAUAGUUUGCUUAUCGUGCGUAUGCUUACUUCUAUUAAAUAGCUGCUUUGAACUGGUGUUUUUUUUUUAACUGCUAAUUCCGUUGUCUUGUUAUUUGUUGAAUUGGUAUGUGUGUGUUUUUGACAAGUAGUACAUAAGUUAUAUUAAAUACAAAAAUAAAAAGCUAGAUUUAAGAUUUCAGGGCUUUGAGAUACAUGUUAUCUGAAUUCUCAAACCCCCUUUAUAUAUAGGAUACUAGCCAUCCAUCUUUAAGAAUAAGCCGAGGUUAAGAAGAUUGGGAUUUAGCUGAGGUGACCGAAGUUAUGUGCCAAAAACAGGGCAGCAAAGUUUGAACCCACAUCUAUGGUGAAUGGUAGUUUCCCACUGAAUCUGCUUUACAUCCAACCUGAUUCUAUAUAGCAGGUCAUCAAAGGAAUUUGUUAAAUACUACAGUUUCUCUAAUCUGGCAACACUCCCUCCAACAGUUAACUCAUAUGGUGAGUGUCAUGAAUGUGUCAGUGUCAUGGCAAUAGAGUCAGAUUCUCUCCCCCCCUUUUGGGGAGGAGGUCCAGAAUUCAGAUUAGGAGAAAGAAAACUGCAGCAGAAGUACCUGGUCCAGAGUGUUCUGUUGUUCCAGUACAUCUCUAGCCUUAGGAAGUCACAUUGUAGAGCCAGUGUGGUGUAGUGGUUAAGAGCAGUGGAUUCGUAAUCUGGUGAACCGGGUUCACUUCUCCGCUCCUCCACAUGCAGCUGCUGGGUGACCUUGGGCCAGGCACACUUCUCUGAAGUCUCUCAGCCUCACUUACCUCACAGAGUGUUUGUUGUGGGGGAGGAAGGGAAAGGAGAUUGUUAGCCGCUUUGAGACUCCUUCGGGUAGUGAUAAAGCGGGAUAUCAAAUCCAAACUCUUCUUCCUCUGACUCUUAAGACUCAGAACCCAAGGAGAGCCACAUUUUUACCUCCUCCAUUGGAUCAAUGGCUGCUAAAAUAGACUUGUCCCCUUUAAAUCAAGAGGUUCCUCUCAUGCAAGGUAGAGCUAGCAACUGAAAUGAUGCAGCAACCGCUAUUUAAGGGUCAGUCUGAGGAUGACUGCCGCUGAAACAACAUUUGAGCAUUGCUCUUGCGGAGCCAUGCAUGGAGCUGUCCAGGGUGCCACUGAAGACUUCCCUCCAUCCUGCUGAGCCUGUCACUCAACAGAGAACAAAGUGGGCUAUUCUGUAAGAGGAAGGUGAUGAGAGAUGCACCUGGUCCCUUUAAAACAUUCAGACCCAGAAUAAAUGUGACACCAGAGCCUAUGCAAUGUUCAACACAAGUAGCACCUCAUUUAAAACACCACACAACCAACCUCUGCCUGGUCAGUCAUCCUACAUGCGCUGCACACUUCUUUGAAUUUUCCAGUGCACUUCUUGGCUCAAAAACAUUAAAAUGAAUAUUUUAAUAUUAAAAUGAAUAUUUUGGGUUGCAAUGCAAUGCAUGAAUAUUUAGGGGGAAAUAUUUAGGGGGAAAUGCAUAGGGAAUUGAUAUUUUUGGGAAAACAUACAGAAAUGAAUAUGAAAUGUGUACUAUUGUGAAUGCAAAGUUCUUUUUGGAGUUUUAUUAAAAAGAAAAAAAAGUUCCAGCAAAAUUGGAUGGAAUCAAUAUGUCAAGAGGGAAAAGGACCAGAGAUGGACUGAUCCCCCUGUACUUGUUUGAAACAAGGACCUAUUUACAUAUAACACCGGUCCUGAAAGACCUACAUUGGUUCCAGUACGUUUCCGAGCACAAUUCAAUGUUGGUGCUGACCUUUAAAGCCCUAAACGGCCUUGGCCCAGUAUACCGGAAGGAGCGUCUCCACCUCCAUCGUUCAGCCUGGACACUGAGGUCCAGCGCCAAGGGCCUUCUGGCGGUUCCCUCCCUGCGAGGUUAUAGGGAAGGUUACAGUGAACCAGGCAGAGGGCCUUCUCAGUAGUGGCACCCACCCUCCUAUCAGAUGUCAAGGAAAUAAACAACCAACUGACUUUCAGAAGACAUCUGAAGGCAGCCCUGUUUAGGGAAGUUUUUAAUGUUUGAUGUUUUAUUGUGUUUUUAAUAUUCUGUUGGGAGCUGCCAGUGACUGGGGAAACCCAGCCAGAUGGGCAGGGUAUAUAUAAUCUAUUAUUAUUAUUAUUAUUUACUUGUUAGAGCUCCACCGAUGUGCACAGGGGUCAAGAAUGCCACCCCUGUGUGAAACGCUCAUUGCCUGUACACAAGAAGCAAUAAAUGAGCAGCAAAUAUCCGAAUGCAUUUCAAUACAACUUUUUAUUUUUAAACUGCAUGGAUUAAAAAAUAAGGCAGAUCUUUUGGGAUUUCAAAAAUAACAUUCUUACUGAAAAACAAUGUAAUCUUCAAUGGCAUUCUAGAAAUGUCCUGUUGAACAAGCCUUCCCAGCUAGAAGCUCCGGCUGCUGCUUUAAAGCAAAACUUCUUAUGUAAUCAAAACAUAUUUCUUUUGAUGGAUCUAUUUAAAUGAUAACUUGCAAUCUCCAUCUUACGUUCAAAAUGACGCUGCAACUGUAAUGUGCUGGGCAGCUUUAAUUAAAAGGCUUGAAAUACCUUUCAAUGAAAAAAGCAAAUGCCUAGCAAAAGUGGCAGGAUUCUACGUACAGUAAUUGAGAACAGCAAGCUUGGUUUUAUAAUUCAUUGGAAAUAAACAUCGCGCCCAAUGCAUACAAACAGUCUAAAAAAGGGCCUUGCUUGCCUUUUCCCUUUUCUCCCCUCCAGCAUCUCCUAUUUGCUGUUCAGUGGCCCGCAUCACAGGGCUCAAGGUCAGUCCCGGCUUAAUAGCUUGAGGUUUCUUUACUUCCUAUUUAGCUAACAUUAGCUUCCCUGAUCUGGACGGACGUUUUGUUCUCUGCCCGAGUACAAUUUAAAUAAGAGGGAGAGUUUAUGUUGGCCAAAUUCUAGGGGAAAGAUGCACAUUUAGACAAAUAAAGUACAAAAUCCAUUUGAUUUUUUGAUGCCUCAAAGGCAUCUGAAAGUCAUUGCGCACAUGCAGAUUGUUUGAACGGGGGAAAGGAAAAGCAGGAUCUUAACAAUGAGAUGAACAGUUUCUCUGCAGUAAGGAAAGAUUGUAUACACGUCCCAUUUAUAACAUAGAAGGCAAAUUUAAUGCUCAUUAGGCAGUGUCUCGCUAUAACUAUAAUUUUGCAGAUUCACUCCUCUCCCAGUUUGCUGGUACUUUUGCAGAACAGAGUCAUGUUCGGUUUGGGAACGGGUUGCCAUUGCUUCAGAUAAACCGUUGUUUGUAUAAGAGCCCCUGAGAGAAAGGGGAGAUGACUCGCAUACCUUCCAACAUUUCUCCAAUGAAAAUAGGGACGUUCUAAGGAAAAGCGGGUGGCCCUGUGGGUUAAGCCAGAGAACCUAGGGCUUGCCGAUCAGAUGGUCGGCGGUUCGAAUCCCCGCGACGGGGUGAGCUCCCGUUGUUUGGUCCCUGCUCCUGCCAACCUAGCAGUUCGAAAGCACGUCCAAGUGCAAGUAGAUAAAUAGGUACCACUCCGGCGGGAUGGUAAAUGGUGUUUCUGUGUACUGCUCUGCUUCGGCAGAAGCGGCUUAGUCAUGCUGGCCACAUGACCCGGAAGCUGUACGCCGGCUCCCUCAGCCAAUAAAGCGAGAUGAGCACUGGAACCCCAGAGUCGUCUGUGACUGGACCCUAACGGUCAGGGGUCCCUUUACCUUUACCUUUAAGGAAAAGCAGGACAUUCCGGGAUAAAAUCAGAAACCAGGACAGCUUCUCUAAAUAAGGAACGGCCCUGGAAAAUGGGGACACUUGGAGGGUCUGAACUCAUUCUUCUUUCUUCUUUGGCGAUCACUCAUAGCCGAGUAUGAUUGUCUUCCAUAAACACAGUUUUAUCAGUGAGUCCGUAAGUGACUGUGGAGGCCAAUUCUGGAUCCACACGUCCUUCCACAGUGGGGACGUUGGUUCCCAGGCAGGAGUUGAUCACGGUGAUGGUUUGCCAAGCAUGCCUUCCUCUUAGCACUUUUCUCCCUUGUGUUCUGAGUUCGAGUGUCUUCAAAGUUCAUGACACCUUUGGUAAAGGCUGUUCUCCAAUUGCAGCACUCGCAGGCCAGUGUUUCCCAGUUGUCGGUGUUUAAACUACAUUUUUAAAGAUUUGCCUUGAGACAGUCUUUAAACCUCUUUUGUUGACCACCAGCAUUGCGCUUUCCAUUUUUAAGUUUGGAAUAGAGUAGUUGCUUUGGAAGACGAUCGAUCAUCAGGCAUCCGCACAACAUGACCAGUCCAACGAAGUUGAUGUUGAAGAAUCAUUGCUUCAACACUGGUGAUCUUUGUUUCUUCCAGUACACUGAUAUUAGUUCGCCUGUCUUCCCAAGUGUGCAGAUAUUUAGGAUAUACUCAUAAACAGACACUGAGGCAGGGAUUUGCCCUUGCCUUUCUAAUCAAGCACAUCUUCUCUUCAAAUGCUGUUUACUGAGUAAACAGCAGGAAAUGUGAUCGCCCAAAAGAUUAAAGAGCCAUUAUUGUUGUGUGCUAAAUAGAAUCUAAACAAGCUAAGCAAAAGAGGGAAGAAUGCCACAUAUGUAGAAGGGUGCUUGCAAUGUGUGCAGCAUUUGGGGUGGGAAUCAAUGGCUCAGUCCCUCUUUCCCCUUCCCCCAGGAGUGUUCACGUCUUGCAUUCAAUGAGCGCACAAUCUGAGUACGCAAACAAUCAAGUUGUACACUUGCGCAGGUAUUCACAUGUAACGUUGAACAGCUUCGGCUGGUGGCCCAGCUACGCCCCUAUCUGGACAGCGAAAGCCUAACUACUGUUGUCUAUGCUCUGGUAACCUCAAGGUUAGAUUACUGCAAUGGGUUAUACAUAGGGCUGCCUCUGAAGACGGUUCGGAAACUUCAGCUAGUGCAGAAUUCAGCGGCCAGGUUGCUCACCGGAGCAAAAUGGUUUGAGCAUAUUACACCGAUUCUAGUCUGACUGCACUGGCUACCAAUUGGUUUUCAGGCCCAAUUCAAAGUGCUGGUUUUGACCUAUAAAGUCUUAAAUGGCUCAGGACCACAAUACCUCAAGGACCGCCUCUUCCCAUAUGAACCUACCUGGACCCCGAGAUCAUCAUCUGAGCCCCUUCUUCGUUUUCUCCUCCUCGAGAGGUCUGGAGAGUGGCAACACAAGAACAGGGCCUUCUCUGCAGUGGCUCCCCGUCUGUGGAAUGCUCUCCCCAGGGAAGUUCGCCUGGCGCCUUCACUAUACACCUUUAGGCGCUAGGCAAAAACAUUCCUUUUCAACCAGGCCUUUGCCUGACUUGAUCUGCAUUGUAUACCCUUUUUUAAAGUGCUGGCUCUUUUGGGUUGUUUUUUUUUUAAUUGGGUUGUUGGUUUUGUUUUGAUUUUAUGUAUUUGAUAUUUUAUGUGAACCGCCCUGAGACCUUCAGGUAUAGGGCGGUAUAGAAAUUAAUUAAUUAAAUAAACAAACAAAUAAAUAAAUAGAUAAAAGUGUGCCGUCUGUGUGCCUGUGUACACACUAGCCAAGUUUUAAAAAAUCAACUAAUGUACACUCUUUCGCACAAAUACUUAUGCAUGGGGAGAGGCAGCUUGUACCUGUGUUCAAAAUCUGAAGGGGAACAUUGUCUAAUUCUGAUCUUCAUAGCUCACUUUUUGGUGUGAAUUGCUUGAAGCGGAUAGCUCUGGAGAGCUCAGUUGGUUAGAGCAGGAGUCAACAAACUUUUUCAGCAGGGGGCUGGUCCACUGUCCCUCAGACCUUGUGGGGGGCUGGACUGUAUUUUGAAAAAAAUAAUAAUGAAUGAAUUCCUAUGCCCCACUGAAAUAUACUCGGAGUCGAGAGUGGAUUUCAUGCUCUUUAUUCAGCUCAUAGUGGUGAGCAUAGCUGUCAACUUACAGAUUUGAAAAUAAGGGACCAGCAGCCUUGAAAAUAAGGGACCAGCAGCCAAAAUAAGGGACCUGCAGCCUCACCUGUUCCAGGCACUCCAGUCUUCCUGUCCUCCUGCAGUCUGGUUAAAAUCAUGCUGGUAGCUUCGAGAACACUGUCCAACCAACUUUGUAACCAGAGGUUCAACUGAAUAGAAUCUGAAUCACAUGCACCACAAGGCCUAUGCAGCCUCAACUUAAGAUGGCUCCCCGGCCUGGCUUUGCACUGCAAAGUUUGCAGCAGCACGUGCAACAAAAUGACGUCCAGCAUUCAAAAAACCCCUCAGCUUGCAUUAACUAGCCACACACAAGGCAUGCAAGCUCCACCCCCCAGUCGUUCUUAGACUUCUUAUUGGGUGAGCAACACAGCCAAGCAACACAGUUGGAGCCUCCCUCCUCCCUGGCCGGCAGGGAGGGAGGGAGAGGAGCUGCUUCCUUUGAAAUUUGAGGGACAUCAUUUAAGGGACAUUUAAGGGACAUCCAUCAAUAAGGGACAGCAGCGGGACAUGGCGCGGGAAUAAGGGACUGUCCCUUCAAAUAAGGGACAUUUGACAGCUAUGGUGGUGAGGAGGAAUGGAAGUUCCCCCACAAUAUCUGCUUUAUAUACAUUAUUUACACAAUGGGCUGCACGUGAUUGGCUAAUUCCGGGAUUCUCCUGUAGGCCAAUCAGGUUGUGGAUUCACUUCCACCUGGAGCUGGAUUGGGUGGCUCCUGCGGACCAAUCAUACUGCUGCAUUGUUCUAGGACCAAUCAGACUGCUACAUUCUGAAUCUUAUUGUUCUAGGACCAAUAGGACUGCUGCAUUUUGGAUCCUAUUCAACUCAGUACAUAACACCCACAAAUAACCCACAGGUGCAUUUUAAAUAAAAGCACACAUUUUACUCAUGUAAAAACACCAGGCAGGCCCCACUAAUAACCCAGAGAUGCAUUUUAAAUCAAAGGACAUAUUUUACUCAUGUAAAAACACGCUGAUUCCCGGACCGUCCGCGGGCCGGAUUUAGAAGGCGAUUGGGCCAGAUCCGGCCCCCAGGCCUUAGUUUGCCUACCCAUGGGUUAGAGCAUGGUGCUGAUAACCCCAAGGUUGCGGGUUUUAUCCCCAUAUGGGACAACUGCAUAUUCCUGCAUUGCAGGCGUUUAAACUAAAUGAUCCACAGGGUCCCUUCCAAUUCUACUUGAUUCUACUUCAUUAACAAAGUACUAUGGAUCCUUUGAUUAACUAUAGAUAAAACUGUUUAGUUUCUUUUCAGGGCUGGGGAUGUGUUUUAAUGAUUGGACAGCCUCCAUAGAUACUGUUUUGCUGCCUUAUAACCGAGCCGAUUGCUAUUUUUUUAUAUACCGUAUUUUUCGCUCUAUAAGCCGCACCAGACCACAAGAUGCACCUAGUUUUUGGAGGAGGAAAACAAGGAAAAAAAUAUUCUGAAUCUCAGAAACCAGAACAGCAAGAGGGAUCGCUGCGCAGUGAAAGCAGCAAUCCCUCUUGCUGUUCUGGCUUCUGGAAUAGCUGCGCAGCCUGCAUUCGCUCCUAAGACGCAAACACAUUUCCCCUUACUUUUUAGGAGGGAAAAAGUGAGUCUUAUAGAGCAAAAAAUACGGUAUAUUUCAAAAUGGGAGGGCUAAAAAUGAAAGGCAAUUGAUUUUGCUAUGCCUAGCAAAAUUGGCUGUGACUUCCUUCUGAGUUACUGCCUCUAAGGAGUUCAUUUACAUGAUUUCAGAGAAGUGACAAUAUUGGGAACAGAUGUUUUUGGAAAGAGGGUGAAGAAAAUUCAAAAGCUUGAAAUGUGUCAAGCUUCCUGCCAUAGUGUUGCCCCUCGCAUUUUGACAGUCUCUGUUAAUAGUAAAUGCCAAGAUACGACGGGUUUUUAUUCAGGAUGUAAACGCUGAGUCAUCAUUCUGGGGGGACGCCUCACAAUCAAAUAAAUUAUAUAUAUUUAAAAAUAAAAACUAUAUCUGUCGUUUCCUCCUUUAAAUUUUGCGCAGGCAUAACUCAUAAUGGCAAACAUUAACCAUUUUGUGCGCAGUUUUACUUCACCAUAUCUUCUUCAGCCUGUUCUCUAAUGCUUUUGAGUUAUUCUCUCAUUGCUCUCUCUCUAAACCGUUCCUAAAUUUCCAUAGCAUAUGGCAGUGGAUGAAAAUUUGGGGAACCUAGGAAGAAGAAAGAUUUACGAAAUAGGACUUCUCAUAUUUAUUACAUGGGUUCUGUGGCACACUGGAAGAAAAUUCCAGAAUCUGUAUUUUCACAAUUCUAUAUUCGGCCAAGCAAAAUGUUACAAAAAAGUGUGCAACGUGUCUGAGUUCUCCAUAAUUCUUCAUCAGGUUAGAAGGGAAAGAAAAUGGAGAUGGCUGCAAGGGGGAGCUGGUUGAUGCUGGAAUUGUUAGAAUUCCUGGUCUAUGAUUGCAGUCAUGGGAUUGUUGUCUAUCACAUGACGGUAUAUGUUUUGACUCCACAGAGUGGGAAGUAACGGAGACAGGAUGUUUGUGUUACUGUGUUCUGUGAAGUGGAACUAUUGUCCUUUGUUCUUUUUCUCUUUGCUGUCUGAUGCUAGAGAGAGAGGGAGCCAUGUUGCAGUGCUGCAUGUGUUUAUAUGUAAUAAAGUAGAUUAGCCAAAAUGCUGAGGUCCGUCAUGCAAGGUGCGCAAACUCUGCGGAUCCCUAAGUGUGCUGGUGUCGGUUGGCAUCAGUCGCUGUGAUGUUCAGACUGAAAAAAGCUAAUGAAGCUCUCGAACGAUUGACUAGGACUGAGGGAACAUGCCAGUCGGGCAUGUGUCUCUACCAGGGUCCUACUCGUGUAUAGGCUGAACUCCUGACAGGAAUCAUGAGGGGAGUCUGCUUUUAAUCGCGAUUUUAGGAGGGCUUGUGAGAACCAGUAGCAGACAUAUCCCAUCUUCCCCACCAUUGGUCAUGCUGCCUGGGGCUGAUGGCUGGGUGCUUUACAGAUUCUUAGGUGCACUUAGAACUGCUGGGGUGGAAGGGGAUGCAUAUGGUUUAGGACAGGUGAGAUUCUCUAUUUCUCAUCUUUAGUUCAAUUUUCUACAUUUCUGCAUCAGUUUCUGAUUUCCUUUUAAAAUUCCUCAUGAAAAUUCCUCAACCUUUUAGUAAAAUUUUCUCCUGAUUACACACACAGUUUCCUCUAGGAUACACAUUCUUGCAAGCAGUUUCUCCUAACAGAACAUAUUUUUGUACCAUUUUCACUAAUGCAGGCAUUUAAAUGUACACUUUAGUAUAUCUGUUUUUGUACACAUUGGAUGGUAUUCUACCAAGCUUUACUCCGAGUAGACCCAGUAAAAUCAAUGGACAUGACUACGGUAGAGUCUUUAAUUUCCAUGGAUCUACUCUAAGUAAAACUUAGUUGCACACCGCCCAUCACUUGGCUGAACAACUGCGUCGCAAAAUUCUGUGUGAAUGGCUGUACUGUACAGUGGUGCCUCAGGUUACAUACGCUUCAGGUUACAGACUCCGCUAACCCAGAAAUAGUACCUCGGGUUAAGAACUUUGCUUCAGGAUGAGAACAGAAAUCGUGCUCCGGCGGUGCAGCAGCAGCAGGAGGCCCCAUUAGCUAAAGUGGUGCUUCAGGUUAAGAACAGUUUCAGGUUAAGAACGGACCUCCGGAACGAAUUAAGUACUUAACCUGAGGUACCACGGUAUUUCAAUCCACAUAUUUUUUGGGAAAGUGCAAACUAGAUGAGUUUGCUUUUAAAUGAAAACUGGAUCAUUCCCCCUCCUCCCCCACCAUUCUUGCAUAUUGUGUCCAUUUCUAAAAGCAUAAAAUCUGGCUGUUAUUUCCCAGCUCUGUAGUCUUUCGUAGAUGAAACAUACCUUGUUUUAAGCUUUUUCUUGAAUUGGAAGAAGAGCUAUAUCAGGGGUCAGCAACCUUUUUCAGCCGUGGGCUGGUCCACCGUCUCCCUCAGACCAUGUGGUGGGCCAGACUAUAUUUUGAGGGGGGGGGGAAUGAACAAAUUCCUAUACCCCAUAAAUAACCCAGAGAUGCAUUUUAAAUAAAAGCAAACAUUCUACUCAUGUAAAAACACCAGGCAGGUCGCACAAAUAACCCAGAGAUGCAUUUUAAAUAAAAGCAAACAUUCUACUCAUGUAAAAACACACUGAUUCCUGGACCGUCCGCAGGCCGGAUUUAGAAGGCGAUUGGGCCGCAUCCGGCCCCUGGGCCUUAGGUUGCCUACCCAUGAGCUAUAUGUUGAGUUACCCUGGAACAGGCUGUCCUCUUAAGCAAGCCUCAUGUUUGAUGUUUGUACCUGAUUUUUCUGCUUAGAAAAGAGCAGCAAUAUAUUUCCAUGCCUAUUAUCCUUACAUUUUCUCGCAGCUCCUGUGUAUUUGAAUACAGAGCAUUUUAUGUAUAUUCAAAUAGUUGUAUGGCAAAUGGAAAGCAAGAGAGUGAUUGGAUUGAGAGGCAAAUGAGGAUGAUUUAUUUUAGCUCAGAUACACCCAUUUAAACACCAUUCAUUCCUGUUGCCAGUCUGCUGACUGAAAGAGCAUUGCUCCAGCUCUUAAAAUAUAAAAUGCGAUGUAAACCACUCUGUCUUAAAUCAGUCAAUCCCCCACUACCAUCAUUCAAGCUAGUGUGGUGUAGUGGUUAAGAGCAGUAGUCUCGUAAUCUGGUGAACCGGGUUCGCGUCUCCGCUCCUCCACAUGCAGCUGCUGGGUGACCUUGGGCUAGUCACACUUCUCUGAAGUCUCUCAGCCCCACUCACCUCACAGAGUGUUUGUUGUGGGGGAGUAAGGGAAAGGAGAAUGUUAGCUGCUUUGAGACUCCUUCGGGUAGUGAUAAAGCGAGAUAUCAAAUCCAAACUCCUCCUCUUCUUCUUCAACAACAACAACAACACACACACACACACACACACACACACACACACACUUGCUGUCAUGAUCCAUGCAAGUUAGAAAUCUGAAGAUCGUCUCCCUAGCACAGAAUCCCUAUAGAACAUAUAAAACCAAGUUGCAUGCAUGUAUAAUAUGUAUAAGGAAAUCAGCCCUGAGUGCUCACUGGAAGGACAGAUCAUGAAGCUGAGGCUCCAAUACUUUGGCCACCUCAUGAGAAGAGAAGACUCCCUGGAAAAGACCCUGAUGUUGGGAAAGAUGGAGGGCACAAGGAGAAGGGGACGACAGAGGAUGAGAUGGUUGGACAGUGUUCUCGAUGCUACCAGCAUGAGUUUGACUAAACUGUGGGAGGCAGUGGAAGACAGAAAUGCCUGGCGUGCUCUGGUCCAUGGGGUCACGAAGAGUCGGACACGACUAAACGACUAGACAACAACAACAUAAUAUGUAUAGCAUCUUGCCUUGGUGCUGUAAAUUAAAUUAAACCGUGCCAUAACAUUACAAAAAUCGGACAGUGCAUUUUGUUUGCUUGGCCAGCUCUUUUGCUCUCCUUGGAGCAAGGGUAACUAGAUUGUGCCAUAUUCAGGGUUUUGAAUGUGUGUACACUGAUCCAUUUUUCAGCAUAAUGCCGGCAUACCUCAUAAGCUGCUUAGCUAGUAACAUCACCAGCUUUUCCCCCAGGAGGCUCAGACCUUUUAAACUCCAGCUUCUUCCCAGCUUGGUGGGUCAGCAGUGCUAAUUGUCCAGUUCAGGUCUCCAGCUAGUCUCGCGCCACAGCCAUAAUCACGCCGUGUUAUACAUUGUAUGCCUGCGGCUAUGUUUUUUUGAAUGCAUGUGUUGUGUAUUCUGAGGAGAGAGGAGGAGGGGGAGGCGGGUGGAUAGUUUUGCGGUGUAGAAUCCAGGCAUACUUUUUAAAGGAGUCGCUGAGCAAUCCUGUAUUCUCUGUGCUUCCUUGUUGUUUUUUGAAUCAUACAAAACAUAUAGACCCUCUUGAACCAUGUGUCUACAUUUUGCUGGUUUCUCAUAGUUUUGUGUCAAUUUAAAUGCUAAUUUUCUAUUACAUUCAGUCAUCAGUCAUGAAAGCCAGACAUAUUGUUGGAAUAGGAGUAGAGUAACAUAUGCGGGUGGCGCUGUAGUCUAAACCACUGAGCCUCUUGGGCUUGCCGAUCAGAAGGUCGGUAGUUUGAAUCCCAGUGAUGGGGUGAGUUCGGGUUGCUCUGUCCCAGCUUCUGCCAAUCUAGCAGUUCAAAAGCAUGCCAGUGCAAGUAGAUAAAUAGGUGCCACUGUGGUGGGAAGGUAAACAGCAUUUUUGUGCACUCUGGUUUCUGUCACGGUGUUCCGUGCCGGAAGCAGUUUAGUCAUGCUGGCCACAUGACCCAGAAAGCUGUCUGUGGACAAAUGCCGACUCCCUCAGCCUGAAAGCAAGAUGAGUGCCACAACCCCAUGGUUGCCUUUGACUGGACUUAACCAUCCAGGGGUCUUUUACCUUUUCUUUUUCUUUUCUUUUUUAGAGUAACAUAGUGGCUGGGGCAACCCAGUCAGAUGAGUGGCACAUAAAUAUAUCAUCAUAAUCAUCACCAUUAUCCUUAUAGCUUUCCAAAUAAACAUAUAGAAUUUUUGUGGAUUUGGGUUCUCUCUCUCUCUCUUUCUCUCUCUAAUGUGGCAUUGCCACAUACCCAAAGUGGUAUCUAAAGUGUGUGUGUGGGGAUAACCUGUGUCCAAUCUGGUAGGAUUCCCAUGGAUUCUGGGCAUGAAACCGGUUCUAUCAGUGAUGGGGACCCAGAUGUUGUUAGAACUAUGACCCCAUCUUCCCUUGACCACUGGGAAAGAUGGGUCUUGAGCUGACAGAUGUUGGAGUUCUCAACAGCUUAGCCACAUGCUCCGCAUCCCUAGUCAUGUUGGUCUCUGCUUUUCUUUCAUUUCCCUUGAAAGGACCCUGAAGCCCUAUGGCACUUAUGGCUUCUACCUAGCCACAAUUUGCAGUCACCUAAAACUUAACUUAAAAACUUAACUUAAUAACAGAGACAUCACCUUGACGACAAAGGUCCGUAUAGUUAAAGCUAUGGUUUUCCCAGUAGUGAUGUAUGGAAGUGAGAGCUGGACCAUAAAGAACGCUGAUCGCCGAAGAAUUGAUGCUUUUGAAUUAUGGUGCUGGAGGAGACUCUUGAGAGUCCCAUGGACUGCAAGAAGAUCAAACCUAUCCCUUCAGAAGGAAAUCAGCCCUGAGUGCUCACUGGAAGGACAGAUCCUGAAGCUGAGGCUCCAAUACUUUGGCCACCUCAUGAGAAGAGAAGACUCCCUGGAAAAAACCCUGAUGUUGGGAAAGAUUGAGGGCACAAGGAGAAGGGGACGACAGAGGACAAGAUGGUUGGACAGUGUUCUUGAAGCUACCAGCAUGAGUUUGACCAAGCUGCGGGAGGCAGUGGAAGACAGGAGUGCCUGGCGUGCUCUGGUCCAUGGGGUCACGAAGAGUCGGACACAACUAAACGAUUAAACAAACAAAAAACAAAAACUUAACCUCUGGUGUUAAUACUUGGGGAGAAGUUCAUUCUGUAUGUAUCCUCCCAUUCCCUUAGAGGUAAGACAGAUGGACCAUGGUUUCAUCAUGGCGGCGCCUUCUCCUCUAGCUUUCUCUAACCUGGUUCCCUCCAGAUGUGGCUGGACUACCUCCAAUGAUCAGGGAUGAUGGGAGCUGUAGCCCAGUAACAUCUGGGGGUAACAAGCUUGGGGAAGGCUGAUCUAUGCUAUGGAAUAGGUUUUCUAGCUUGGUUUCUUUGGCACUUGAUUUGCUGAGCUGUCCACUGAGAUCUCUUUUUCUGAUCAGUCUUUACAGGAGAGAGACUGCUGGAACAAUCAGGGACAAACUAUUCCACCUGCCUUGUUCCAUCGCCUUUUUGUCAGGAAAAUGUGAAUAUUAAUAAUUUGAAAUGCUGAGAUUUGAUCCACAUGUAAGCUGCAUUGGGUGUAAAUGUGGAAGAAUAAAUGAGCAAAAUGCAAUAAUUCCUGUACAUUUCCCUUUUAGAUGCCCAUGCUUUCUCUCUCUCUGCAAAUGUAUGCACUAAAGAGGAUAAAAAGCAGCAUUGUUUUCAAAAGGAAAUAUUGCCGGAGGAUUUCAAAGACUGUAAUUAUUUUGGAAUAAUUAGCAUCCGACGGCAAGAAUUAAUUUUUUUGUGCAUUCUGUGGCCACCGUUAAAAAUUAAGAACACUUGCACCCUGAAUUUAUGCAGAAAAUUCGAACGGGUGUGUCUGUCAAUGGUAGACUUGAAUUGGAAUUGGUAACUAAGGUUACAUUCACACCGAAUACUUAAAGCAGAGUCCGUCCCCCCAAAAAAAGAAUUCUGGGAACUGUAGUUUAGUGCUCAUAAAACCACAGAUCCCAGGAUUCUUUGGGGGGAAGCAAUGUGUUUUAAAUGUGUGGUGUGGAUGUAGCCUAAAUAGAGUGCAUUUGUAUGCCCUGCUUGGACAAUGGGGCAAUUGUUAACUCUGAUGGUGUUUUCCUUUGUAUUUGAUAGGUCAUUGCUUGUGAACAACAGUAUGACUACUCCUAUGAUGCUCGCUGCGACGUUUGGUCUCUUGGGAUCACAGCCAUUGAACUGGGUGACGGGGACCCACCUUUAUUUGACAUGCAUCCUGUGAAAACGCUUUUCAAGAUCCCAAGGUAUGGCACUAGGUGGCUCUCUUAGCUUGCUAGAUUGCCAUUCCUCACACAGACAGCAGCAUUUCAACAGGGAAAUGCAACUGUGAAAUUUGGUACACCAUUGCAUCAUAAGUUAACCCUGAUUGAGAAAUGCUACUAUUAAGACCUUUAAAGCCCUAAACGGCCUCGGCCCAGUAUACCUGAAGGAGCGUCUCCACCCCCAUUGUUCUGCCCAGACACUAAGGUCCAGCUCCAAGGGCCUUCUGGUGGUUCCCUCCCUGCGAGGUUACAGGGAACCAGGCAGAGGGCCUUCUCAGUAGUGGCGCCCGCCCUGUGGAACCCUCCCGUCAGAUAUCAAGGAAAUAAACAACUAUCUGACUUUUAGAAGACAUCUCAAGGCAGCCCUGUUUAGGGAAGCUUUUAAGGUUUGAUGAAUUAUUGUAUUUUAAUAUUUUGCUGGAAGCUGCCCAGAGUGGCUGGGGAAACCCAGGCAGAUGGGUGGGGUAUAAAUAAUAAAUUGUUGUUGUUGUUAGAUUCUUGCUUGCCCUGAUCUACAUGCAAGUAGUGCAUUCUCCCAGAAUAAUAACAUGUAAUAUUUCCAUAGGUUUUUUUAAUAUAAAGCUUUCUCUCUAUUUCUCUAUGUAAUAAAAAUGUAAGGUUGUCAUCACACCACUGGAGGAUUUGUAGUGUCAGAUCACAAUCCUGGAUUUGCAGGGCAGGGGAGCAAAAGUGAAGGCAGGGUGUACAACAGCAGUGGCCUGUAGUACGGGAGCAAGAAGGGAGGGACACUGAGCGGGGGAAAGUGGUGAUUUCAAACAACAGUGGGUUUCAAUAAAGCAGGCAUGGAGGAAACUGAGAGGGAAAUGGUGCUUUGGGCAGAUGUUUGAGUAGAGGGAGUUGGGAGUAGUUGUGUUUCAGUGUGUCUCCCUUCUUACUGCACUAAAACGUUCCCCCCUUCCAUUUCGCAGCAGCCUCUUGUGAGAAAGGUAAAGAUCACGGAAUCCUCAAAUAUUCCAUGGUACCUUCCUACAAUCAUGCAUUUCACUCCUGGUACCGAGUGUUGUUUUCAAUAUGAAGUUCCAGAUUCAGUGUGGCAAUUUAGAAUAGAUACUUGAUUAACAAGUAAGGUAAAGGUAAAGGGGCCCCUGACCAUUAGGUCCAGUCAUGACCGACUCUGGGGUUGCGGCGCUCAUCUCGCUUUACUGGCCGAGGGAGCCGGCGUACAGCUUCCGGGUCAUGUGGCCAGCAUGACUAAGCCGCUUCUGGCGGACCAGAGCAGCGCACGGAAACUCCGUUUGCCUUCCCGCCGGAGCGGUACCUAUUUAUCUACUUGCACUUUGACAUGCUUUCAACUGCUAGGUUGGCAGGAGCAGGGGCCGAGCAACAGGAGCUCACCCCAUCGCGGGGAUUCGAACCGCCAACCUUCUGAUCGGCAAGCCCUAGGCUCUGUGGUUUAACCCACAGCGCCCCCCAUAUAUGUACAACAUUGAUGGGCUGAGCUGAACCUUCUCUGACUGAACAGGGUAUCUGACAGGCUGGCUCUUAGCAUCCCAUUCAUCUUAAAGAGACAGUAGUGUAUAUCAUCCUGGAGUGUUUGCACUAAGGGGGCAUCGGAGAGAGGACACAUGGAAGUGGCUUUAGAAACAGGAAUGGGACAAUCAAGCUUAGUAGUUGCAAGGGGAAGCCCUAGGAGGUCAAUGUGGGGGGAAUGGCAGUGGGAUUGGUGAGCAGAGUGAACAGGCGCACAGCCCCUAGUAACGAAUACAGAGCAUGCCAUAGAAUGUUUAAGAUGAGCUCAUACUGGAUAUACCAUUUGUUUCCAAAGAAGUAAAGGCCGUUACUGAAAAUAUACAGCACAUUACAAGGUUAUUUUGAUGGGGGAAAGGUCUUGUGUUAUUAUGCAGCAAAGGCAAUUUUGAAACUGUUAUGUGUGCCAGAUCAGUUGCACCCUUCUCUUACUGCUUAUUUACACAUGAAAAAUACGAAACGCUUUCUUGCCAUUCCUGAAUAUAAACAAGCAUUUGAUUUCACAUGUUGUUAGGCGGUUGUCUUGUUUUCACCUGGCCGAGGGACCCGGGAUUAUAAAGCCCAUUAAGGAAUAUGAAUGAAAGAUGGGGACAGUUGUAACAAAAGCAGGAUGGCAUCUCUUAAGCAUUUGCCCCAGGUUGAUUGCCAGCUGGUAUAUGCCGGCUUCUUCCAUAUUCCAUUGUGCAAAGGGAACGAUAGUUACUUGCUACUAGCAAUUUGAAAGCUUAGGCAAUGAAAAUAUUUGACCUUUUAUUAUCUGUACAAUCGCACAAUUACCAUGGGGCAUUAAAAAAAAAAAAAAGACUUCUCCUGAUUGCUAUUUGCAUUUCUGAUUAGGUCUAUUUAUAUGCAGAUGAGGCUCUCCAACAUUCUGCAUCGUAUUAUCUCUGUUGCACAACCCAGACUGCCGUCCCCCCUUCAAAAAUUAUUCAAACUUAAGCAGCAAUUCAUCUCUCUCUCUUUUCUCUCCCUCUCUCUUUUGCCCUUUGCACUUGUGUAAAACAGGCUGUAGCAAUUAAAGCGGUGAGGGAAGCUUCAAAUUUCUAAACUAAUACCCAUAAAUUUUUAUCAGAUAGAGGCUGUAAACAGCUUUAAAGAACAACAGUCAUGAUGAAGUACUGUAAAAUAUCAGCAGGUGAUAGGAAGAAAUAUAGAACAGGUCAUGGGAAUGGUUGUCUUUCAGUCUAUGAUUUAUCUCUUUCUUCCCCCAAAACUGCAUAUAAAUCUGCAUGACGAAAUAAUAUAUUCUGGUAUUAUUUCCAUAGGACAAAAUACUGAAUUUAUUAAGUAAGCUCCUAACCAUCCUAUUUUUUUAUUCUUCACCAAAUCUUUGUAAUGUCUGAAGCUCAAUCCUAGCUAGGAAUAAAUACUGCUUAUAGGAUGUUAAGUGAUGAUAGGGACACGGGUGGUGCUGUGGUCUAAACCACUGAGCCUCUUGGACUUGCUGAUCAGAAGGUCAGCGGUUCGAAUCCCUGUGACGGGGUGAGCUCCCGUUGUUCUGUCCCAGCUCCUGCCAACCUAGCAGUUCGAAAGCAUGCCGGUGCAAGUAGAUAAAUAGGUACCGCUGUGGCGGGAAGGUAAACAGUGUUUCCGUGCGCUCUGGUUUCUAUCACAGUGUCCUGUUGCACCAGAAGUGGUUUAGUCAUGCUGGCCGCAUGACCCAGAAAGCUGUCUGUGGACAAAUGCUGGCUCCCUCAGCCUGAAAGCAAGAUGAGCGCCAUAACCCCAUAGUCGCCUUUGACUGGACCUAACCAUCCAGGGGUCCUUUACCUUUACCAUAAGUAAUGAAGGGCCAUUUAGAAAUGCAGUAAAUAACUAUCAGUAGCAUCAUAAUAAAGAGCAUCCAUGAAAAGAAAUGAUAACUCCAGGACAUGGCUCAGGCACGUUGACUAUGCAUUAAUUGUGAAAAGACCACAUUUCCACAAUGUUCUUUGGCGAGACUUAUGGUUAAAAUUAAAAACACUAAAUACAAACAUUAUUCCUCCCCCCCCCCCCCAGGUUUUCCAAAGAUUGCUGGCUUCAAGGUAGGCUCCUCUAGUAGCCAGAGGCAUUGCAGUUUCCAGAACAGAUGCCUCUACCCUGAGAAAAAUAACUGUCUCCCUUGUCUAGCCAGAUAUCCCCCAAUCUCUGCAAAGCAUUAUCAGGCUGGUUCUGUAAGAAGGGCAGGCAAAAAGUUGGAGAAUGAAGCAACAACAUCAGUGCCUUCACCUGCUGCCGCCAGUGGAUUAUUAGGAAAUUGUAGGUGAAGGUGUUGGCAGUUGCCUAGCAACCUUCAGAUGCCAUAUUUUCAUCCACCAGUACAAUAGUCUAUAUAUGUCUCCAAGUAAAACACGCAGAGUAUAUUCUUCCUUUGUAGCUCCUUGCCCACUAUAUUAGGGAAGAGGGAAAGGGUGUUACGAUGAGAAAAUGUUAAUGUAGCCCCCACUCCCUCACAAUAUCCUGACUCUGACUCCAGGAACGUUAAGUUGCUCAGAGAAUAUCUACUGCCCUCAAAAGGAUACAAGUGGGAUAUUGAACUGGGGCAGCUUCCUGAAGCUUCCAUGCAGCUGGCUAUCUUGGGGGACUUCAGGAGGGAAGGAAUUUGGUCUCCCUCUGCUGACUAGUCUUUCUUUCCUGAUUUCACUGAUAGCUCCCACUUGGAACAUGCUGGGCCUCCAUUCUCCUUUCUUCUUCUUCUUUGGCGAUCACUCGUAACCAAGUAAGAUUCCAAACCAGCUGUUGGCGCCAUGCCUCCAGAUCUUUGGACUUCAGUUGUUGUAGCGUCUGAACCCCUUCACACAUUUAAACAAAACACCUUCACGCUAUUUAAACAGAAGUCUUCUGGGAUACUUAUUUCCAGCUCAUCAAUUUAUUUCAAAAACAAAUGCUUUGGGAAUGGUUUUUUUCUUUGAUUGAAAAUACACACAACAUACCCCAAUGGUCGUCUUCUUCUUUGGCGGUCACUCGUAGCCGAGUAAGAUUGUCUUCCAUGAACACGGUUUUAACAGUAAGUGACUGUGGAGGCCAAUUCUGGAUCCACACGUCCUUCCACAAUGGGGACAUAGGUUUCAGGGCAGGAGUUGAUCAUGGUGUGGAUUUGCCAAACGUGCCUUCCUGUUAGCUUGUUUCUCCCUUUCGUCCUGAGUUCGAGUGUCUCCAAAGCCCAUGACUCCUUUGGUAAAGGUUGUUCUCCAUUAUAGCCUGGCUGACCAGAGAGACCAUUAUUAUUAUUAUUAUUAUUAUUAUUAUUUAUUAUUAUUAUUAUUAUUAUUAUUAUUAUUAUUAGCAUGAGCAUAAACAUUUCUUUGUGAUUUCUGUCCAGGCCUUUUGCUCACAAAUUUCUUUGAUUGGGAGUAGACCUAGGGUUCAACUUUGUGUCCCCCUCCAUAUAACUUCUCCUGUUCCCUUAGAAUGGUUCCUCCCCCCCCCCCCAACAAAAUACCGCCACCUCUUCAUUUCUUAAAAGUGCUAAUUGUUUUGCUCAAAUAUAUUUACAUAGAAAUGAGGCUAGUUCUGAAAUCUGCAGCUGAAGAGGCUGCAUGAAUGACAGUAACAUAGUAUAGAGUUGGGCAUCAUUUUGUCUGGAAAUAGAGGGAGGCAGCUGAGUUCAGAAUCAGGACAGGCAACAAUAUGAAGUAUUGAUUUGCUGUACCUGAUUCAUUUUUGCGAAGCAUUCUCUUUUCCUAUUAUUUUGACUUCAUUAAUUCUGUACGGUCGUUUUAGCUGACUGGACUGAUCUGCCUUCUAAUUGAGGGGCUGUAAAUGCCAAUCACAAGCCAAGGGACUGAGCACCAUGGUUUUCAGCAACCUAAAAAUUAUUUCACCUCUAUCGCCUUACGGUAGUAGCUGUUGCUGAUUUAUAUUUUGCACACUUCUAGCAAUUUCUGGAGGAUAUGAUCUUAGCCAGGUGAAAAUAGGGACAGUCCUGGCCGUGAGUACUUACUUUAAGGCUGUUCAGGAUGAAAUCUAGUGUGGCCCAAGGGUAAAGCUUGGGGGAUUUAUAGGGAAUGAGGGUGGGGGAAUGCAGGAGUCCAAGGUUUGUAUAGGCUUAUUCCCAUCAUGAUAAACCACAGGCUUGAGCGUAGGCCUGGAUCAAUGUUAGUGGGCACAGCACUCUGCAUACUUUGGAGCUACGCAGAGUUCUUCGUGACAUGACACAGAUCUAAUGAACAGUUCUGUGUAAAUGGAAACUGCAUAAACUGCUGCACCUCCAAAAAUUGACCCACGACUAAUCAUAUCAUCAGUAUGUUUACAUAUGGCAGGGAGAAAUUCCUUAUAUUCCUAAGUAAGAAAAUUGCAAUGUGCUCAGUAGGAGAGAGAGAAAGCCUUAUCAGUAGACAGAGCAUUGGUUUCAUACUACAGAUAGCUUAUGUCCUGCCCAAUGCUCUGUUUGGGUGAAACACACUGUCAGGCAUGGUGCUCCCAUUCCAAUAAUCACCAUAAUAUGUAGAAAAUAGUAAGGAACUGGAACUGUGCAUCCCACAGUAAGCUUUAAAAGGUAAAGGGACCCCUAAAAAGGUAAAGGGACCUUUAGGUCCAGUCGUGACCGACUCUGGGGUUUUGGCACGCAUCUCGCUUUAUUGGCUGAGGGUGGCCAGCAUGACUAAGCUGCUUCUGGCAAACCAGAACAGCACACGGAAAUGCUGUUUCCCUUCCCGCCGGAGCGGUACCUAUUUAUCUACUUGCACUUAAUGCUUUCGAACUGCUAGGCUGGCAGGAGCAGGGACUGAGCAACGGGAGCUCACCCCGUCGCGGGGAUUCGAACCGCCGACCUUCUGAUCGGCAAGUCCUAGGCUCUGUGGUUUAACCCACAGCGCCACCCAUGUCCCUUACAGUAAGCUUUGGGUCAUUGCAAAUGUUAUAUUCACACCUUCCAAUAUGUGUCCUCCAGAAGAUGGCAUUGAAUCCCAUUCAGCCAAAAGAGACGCAAAUUGUUCUGCCCCGCUGCAUUUGUGUGUAAUGCAACAGAUGUAAAAAUCACACCAGAUGAACAAAAAAAAAAAUUUACAUAAUUACCCAAACCAGCGAUCAGUGGGCUCCAGCUUUAGUUACCUUACACAUGUGCAGUGUCAAUAGCACGUACACAAACCCAGAUGUUUCUUUAAAAUCUGGACAGCUGAAGGGUUGGGAUUUUCCUGUCAAGAUGGAGGUUUUUGCUCAUGCUUGUAGAGGGAAGUGAGGGGCAGAUGGGUCUCAUCCACCUGGGAGGGUAGCCUAUCUAGGAGAAGAAAAACUCUGAUCCUAAACUUCUGCUGCCUCUUCGGGAGAAGAAAAGGCUAUGGAGUGAACCCUACACAAAUCUAGAGCAGAAUCCCUAAGAUGGUUGGAUGGUGAUUUGUAUGCCUCCAUGUUUUGCUUUUCGUUUCUCUGGAUCACAUCAGCAAGGCCAAGAUGGGGGUCUGGUCAUCUGGGCCACCCAGGACCUUCAUACACAUUGCCCAGGAUUGCACCUUGGGGAGGUCACUUUGGUGCGGCUAACACAGCAGUUUGACUUCACGCCCAGAAGUGCACUCAUUUGUCUCUUGAGACAGACAGAUGCCAGCUACUCAGAAUAUCAUUGGCUGCCCCAUGUAAACUGAGGUCCAGCUCAGAGGGCCUUCUGGUGGUUCCCUCCCUGUGACAAGUGAGGUUAUAGGGAACCAGGCAGAGGGCCUUCUUGGUAGUGGCGCCCGCCCAUCAGAUGUCAAGGAAAUAAACAACUAUCUGACUUUUAGAAGACAUCUGAAAGCAGCCCUCUUUAGGGGUGUUUUUUUUAAUGUUUGAUGUUUUAUUGUGCUUUUAAUUCUGUUGGAAGCCAUCCAGAGUGGCUGGGGUAUAAAUAAUAAAUAAUAAAUUAUUAUUAUUAUUAUUAUCACUUCACUUGGCUCAAAUUUUGGAACUCCCUAUUGGCAUCAGGCAGGUGCCAAUGACCCCACAAACAUCCUCUCUGCCUAUCAGUGCCUGUUUGUUUUCAAGCAUGCUUUAUUUUCUUUACAGUUCUUUUUCAUUCUUACUCAGGCCACGGGUAGAUUCCCGUUUUAAUGUUUGAUCUUUUACUGUGUUUUUAAUGUUCUGUUGGGAGCUGCCCAGAGUGGCUGGGGAAACCCAGCCAGAUGGGCGGGGUAUAAAUAAAUUCUUAUUCUUAUUCUUGGAGGGAAAGCUGUGGCUGUUCUGUUGCCUGUGCUCCUUUCAGCAACUAUGUUGCAGAUCCCCCCAUCCAUGCCUAGGUCAACCUGAUGACCUCCAGAUGUUGUGGUGCUGCAACUUCCACCAACCCCAGCCAGCCAGCAUGCACCAACAUCUGGAGAGCCCCAGGUUGGCAAAGGCUGUUCUAAUAAAUCAAAGAUGGCAGUAGCACCAAACAGAAGGCAGAGGUCUUAAGCUCAGCAUCAGUUCUGUAGCAUCAGUUUCAAGCAGAGUACAAGGUCUUGAUGGUUUUUAUGGCAACUAUGCAUCUUUGUGGCUGUAUCGAUUUUAAAAUGUGAUUUGGUACUCUGAGCAACUAAUCCUUUCUUCUGACCAAAGACUAGUUCACUUUUUCCUUCCACUCAUUGUCAGAAACAAUUAAGUUUUAUUCAUAGCACCAAUACAUCUAAUUAUGAAGCUGUUGUACAUUAGACACUCUAUGCCUUUUCUACUACAACAUAAGGUAAAGGUAAAGGGACCCCCUGACCAUUAGGUCCAGUCGUGGCCGACUCUGGGGUUGCGGUGCUCAUCUUGCUUUACUGGCCAAGGGAGCUGACGUUUGUCUGCAGACAGCUUCCGGGUCAUGUGGCCAACAUGACUAAGCCGCUUCUGGCGAACCAGAGCAGCACACGAAAACGCCAUUUACCUUCCCGCCGGAAUGGUACCUAUUUAUCUACUUGCACUUUGAGGUGCUUUCGAACUGCUAGGUUGGCAGGAGCUGGGACUGAGCAACGGGAGCUCACCCCGUCGUGGGGAUUUGAACCGCCGACCUUCUGAUCGGCAAGUCCUAGGCUCUGUGGUUUAACCCACAGCGCCACCCGCGACUGCAACAUAAUGUUGCUUUUAUUCAUUCCAUCACUUUUGUAUACCUCAGUCAUUAACCCUUUCCCUAAAAAUUUCACAAGCAUAUCCCAGCUGAAAAAUAUAUUCAUCUCCCUGAUGUAAUGCUUUGCACAAGAUAAACACUGAAGAAUUUAUUAACCCUAUUUUUCUUUUAAAUGGUCAGUUCAGCAUUAGAUAAUUAUUUGCUUAUAUGUGCAAGCAUACAUUGAGAGGUGUUUAUAUGUGCAGGCAUACACACAGAGAUGGAUGAGGUUAAAAAUAUCAAAUCCCCAAUUGUCAAAUUUGCAAGAUCUGACCACCUUCAUAAUUUAGACCCUUCUAUUGAAGAUUUGAAAAUAUAUUCUAGACAGAUGACAUGUUAACAGAAUCAUUUCAUGGUUGAGUGUCUUCACAGUAUGAUUUAUCUUUACCUUUAGGCAAGGGAGGUCCCUGUUUGGGAGAUUUAUGAGCUAGGCCCCAAAAUCUAUUUUGAUGACAUGGAAUGUGUGUGUUUAUUGGGGGAGGGGGGAAGAGAAAAAUCAAACCUUAGCAUUUGCUUUAAAUACUAGGUUUCCUUCUCACGAUCAGUUACGCAAGCCAGCCUUGUUCAUGUAACUUCUGCCCUUCUUUUUGAUGAAUAUAAUUAAAAGGAUUGCGCUCUGGUUGCGCUCUGGUUGUUGUGUAUGGACUUGACAGAACAAGCAUUGUAGGUCUCAGACCAACUUUGUAUGGAGACCAAACAAAAUUGAAUUAGUGCAUGAACAAAUAGAAUAAAGAAUGCAGACAUCUCCUUUUUUGUGCGCAGCAGAGCCCAGAGCAUUGCCUGCUUUCUGGGUUUGCUGCUAAAUAAGCUUUAAGUGCACUGGGGAAGUCAACUGGUUAAUCUUGUCAACAAAUUGCCCAGACUUGGAGAGUGCUGUGGGUUUAGCAACAGUGAGAUUGGUUCUCUUGGGUCACGUGACUUCCAGCUUCAUGACAAUUCUAGUUUAUGCUGUCUGGUCUGUGUUCUGCCUUGAACUCUCUGGACUUCUUUUCUCUGGUUAGCAAGCCCAGUGGCAUGUCAAAUAAGGGAGAGGUGCAUCUGCAGAACACCCAGUUCAAGCCCCAUGGGGAAAAACAGCGUCCCUACAGUGCAUUCCAACCCUGAGUGAAUUCAGUGUGUGUGGAGUUUGAGAGUGGCAGGGCUCACCUCCUGAUACUUGCCUUUGACAAUCUUAACUAGGUAGAUGGAUCUAUUUGCAAUCAUGAAUUUUGCAAUGUGUUUAGAGAUACCGUGGUACCUUGGGUUAAGAACUUAAUUCGUUCUGGAGGUCCGUUCUUAACCUGAUACUGUUCUUAACCUGAGGUACCACUUUAGCUGAUGGGGCCUCCCGCUGCCGCUGCACGAUUUCUGUUCUCAUCCUGAAGCAAAGUUCUUAACCCAAGGUACUAUUUCUGGGUUAGUGGAGUCUGUAACCUGAAGUGUCUGUAACCUGAAGUGUCUAACCCAAGGUACCACUGUAAAGGUUUGGCAUGGGGGAGAGAGAUUGGAUGUGGAAUCUGAGAUCUUUCCUAGCCUUAAAACCCCGGCAGAAGAAUUCUUGUGCCCAUAAUGCUAGCCACGUAUUAGAGAUAAGCGUGAGGAGAAAUCUGAAUUCAUAUUUCCAAAUUGGGCUAUGCACAUUUCAGCUGUCCGGGCUGGGGCUGGUGCCGAGAGGCUGAUCUGGGCGGUUACUGGGGUCAGCAGUAGGCUCAGUCCACACCCCAGCCCCUCCUCUCCCCGCCUGGAAGCCAGUAGGUGGUGGCCAAGUCCCCUUUGUGGCAGGGGGCUCGUGGGAUGCCGGGUGCAAGCCAAGGCCGCCUGAGGGGAGAAGAGAAGGAAGGGCACCCCAGGAGAGAGGGAGACAUGUGGGUGAUUAGACACCCUAGCUGUACUUUCACACAGUGGUGGCAAAGAAGGAGGCUGGGGUGGCUUGGCAUGGUCAAUCGAGGGGGGUGGAAUAUUUUUUGGGUGCCAAUGGGGUCUGAGCCCCUUAGAGUUGGUGCCUGUGAUGCCUAGAAUAAACUCUUUUCACAAUUUUGUUCCACCCAGCAAUGUUUAUUUAUUUAUUUACCAGCUCAAAGCGUAUUUUUGUAUCCAAUGUUUGCUUCUAAACAUCCUUUUUUUAGCAAAUAUAUUCUUUUCUGCUGAAUUGUGUAAAGCAAAGUCAGAAAGCGACUCGACGAUGAUAUAAGUAAAAAGGUAAAGGACCCCUGACAGUUACAAAUCCAGUCGCAGGGUUGCGGCGCUCAUCUCGCUUUACUGGCCGAGGGAGCUGACGUUUGUCCGCAGAAAGUUUUUCCCAGUCAUGACUAAGCCACUUCUGGCGAAACCAGAGCAGUGCACGGAAACGCCACUUACCUUCCUGCCUAUUUAUCUACUUGCACUUUGACGUGCUUUCGAACUGCUAGGUUGGCAGGAACUGGGACCGAGCAACGGGAGCUCACCCCGUCGCAGGGAUUCGAACCGCCGACCUUCUGAUCGGCAAGCCCAAGAGGCUCAGUGGUUUAGACCACAGCUUAAGUAGCUUUUAGCAUUGCAGAUGGAACUUUUAUUCAGUGGAGUGGGUAAAGGCUGCCUUGUUUCUUAUCUGUGAUAUCGUUGUUAUCGUUGUUAGUGCUGCUUCCCUAAAGUAUUUAAAAGGCAGCUGAGGGAUCGCCUGCACAUGUAUGUUUUCCCCGAAAUAAAUGCAACUCUCCAGGGAAGGGCAAUCGGUGGCCCUCAAAAUAUUCCAGGAUUCCCCGUGCCCAUCAGGCCCAACAAGGAUGGCCGAUAUUAAGGGAGUUUCCUCACCCCUGAACUAUAAAAGGUAAAGGGACCCUUGACCAUUCGGUCCAGUUGUGGCCGACUCUGGGGUUGCGGUGCUCAUCUCACUUUAUUGGCCGAGGGAGCCACCGUACAGAUUCCGGGUCAUGUGGCCAGCAUGACUAAGCCACUUCUGGCGAACCAGAGCAGCGCACAGAAAUGCCGUUUACCUCCCCGCCGGAGCGGUACCUACUUGCACUUUGACGUGCUUUCAAACUGCUAGGUUGGCAGGAGCUGGGACCGAGCAACAGGAGCUCACCCUGUCGCGGGGAUUCGAACCGCCGAUCUUCGGAUCGGCAAGUCCUAGGCUCUGUGGUAUUGAUGGAGAUAUAGUGCAGAAUUCACCGAUUUACACCUUUAUCCAUUGGGAAAGGUGGGCAACUGCCCUCUGGGCUUGCUGUAUGAAUCUAUAUGUAGCUAUUCUCCUGCCUUGUAGACUCUCACACCCUGUUUGGGACACCCAGUUCCUACAUAAAUUACCACUCUUCAGAAGCUGUUACAUAAAUGAGCACAAGCUGCUAGGAUACAGUAACUGCAAUUUUGUUUUGCUCUGGUGGAACACUCCGUGCUGACAAGGUCAGGCUCUUGCAGUCUGAGUGCAGCCAAGUGAUGAAGGACACAGCCAACCACCUAAGAGGUGGAGGCUGGACAGCCACUAAUUAUUCCCCGCCGAGCUAGCCUGCCUAUGCAUUUGUGACCCUGUUAGAUUUACAGACCAUGCCGCUAGGGGGCAGGAGAUAUCCCUCUAGUCUGGGGACAUUUUUGCAGCAACAGAAGGGGGGAGGGGAGAGAGAAUUCGCUUCACCCAUGGGAAUCAACGACUCCAUCAGGUACGUGAGUCAGUGUGGUGUAGUGGUUAAGAGCGGUAGACUCGUAAUCUGGGGAACCGGGUUCGCUUCCCUGCUCCUCCACAUGCAGCUGCUGGGUGACCUUGGGCCAGUCACACUUCUCUGAAGUCUCUCAGCCCCACUCACCUCACAGAGUGUUUGUUGUGGGGGAGGAAGGGAAAGGAGAAUGUUAGCCGCUUUGAGACUCCUUCGGGUAGUAAUAAAGCGGGAUAUCAAAUCCAAACUCUUCUUCUUCUUCUUCUUCUACAUGGGAAAGGAAGGAAUUACAAAAACAAUUAAUUCGAGUUAGCUUGCCCAGCAGUAGCAUGUUGCAUUCUGGAGCUGAAGAUGUAAAAUUGGGGAGCAGCUAACUCAUUUACAUCCUCACUCAGCGGCACAGUUCCAUUUCAGACACAGGCUGAAGAACCUGUAGCGAUGGUGGUAAAAGCAUUUCUUUACCCUCGCGUAAGAUAUUAGUGCACCCUAGAGCUUUUCUGAACCCCAUAAAUUACCACGAAGCAGCUGCAGUCAGUAGAAGGAGAAUAGCCAGGCUGCCAAAAUGCUAACCUUCUGACCUCCUGAAAUUCCCAACCAGGUUCCAUUUAAUGGGGAAAAAACCCAAUGUGAGCUGAUGCCUUCCUUUCAGCAGGGCUCUUCCUGGGUCCCAAGUCGAUAUCUAAGGCUGAAUGCUUUUAAGUGAAAGUUUUAUUAUGGCAUAAAGCAUGGGUAGGCAAACUAAGGGCCGGGGGCCGGAUCCGGCCCAAUCGCCUUCUCAAUCCGGCCCACGUGUUUUUACAUGAGUAGAAUGUGUGCUUUUAUUUAACAUGCAUCUCUGGAUGAUUUGUGGGGCAUAGGAAUUCGUUCAUUUUUAUUUUCAAAAUAUAGUCCGGCCCGCCACAAGGUCUGAGGGACAGUGGACCAGCCCCUGCUGAAAAAGUUUGCUGAUCCCUGGCAUAAUGAACUUCAUGGACUAACCCUCCCCCCCCCCCACUUUUAUAUAUGCCAUAUUUUGCUUUCAUCAAUGAAAGCAGUUUCCUUAGCUGUUAGCUUGUAUUAUACUUUUGUAAACAUAUAAAAAACAAAGCUGCUUAUGAAAACAGAUUCUUAGGACUCUGUGAUGGUGAUUUUCUCUUUCUGCAGGGUAGGAGACAGAAUGGGGUAAUCUGGGAAUCAAAUUGCUCUAUAGAAUUUAGGAAGCCCUGCUUUCAAUUUAUAAAUCCCCAUCAUUACCAAAGAUGGUUGAGAGGCUAUGAAUGCCUUAUUAGCUAAGGCCUAGAUAGAUUACCUCCUCUUCUAAACAAUUUGCCCGAGCAAAAGAGGGGAAAGGCUUCCAAGUACAGAGGAGAAAUGGAAUGAAACAUCACAAUUAAUUGAGGUACUUUGUAGCCUUGGAAACAGUAAGAGAGUGGUGACAUCAGCAACAAUUAUGUGUAAUUUUUAGCUUUAGUUUAUCACCAAGGUAACCAGAGCCAGUUUUUCCGCUUGCAGUGCUGGAGAAUGUGUUGGAAUAGGGAGAGGGUUAUAAACAAGGGGUCAGCAACCUUUUUCAGCCGUGGGCCGGUCCACCAUCUCCCUUCAGACCAUGUGGUGGGUCAGACUAUAUUAUUUUUUUGGGGGGGGGAAUUGAAUGAAUUCCUAUGUCCCACAAAUAACCCAGAGAUGCAUUUUAAAUAAAAGCACACAUUCUACUCAUGUAAAAACACCAGGCAGCCCCCACAAAUAACCCAGAGAUGCAUUUUAAAUAAAAGGACACAUUCUACUCAUGUAAAAACACGCUGAUUCCCGGACCGUCCGUGGGCCAGAUUGAGAAGGCGAUUGGGCCGCAUCCGGCCCCUGGGCCUUAGGUUGCCUACCCCUGUUAUAAACCAUAUGGCUAAAGAGACUGCUAAAACAGGUCCAUUGAUUGGUCCAUUGAUUGGAUUGCUCAGUACAGUGACUUGGCCGCCAAUGCGAGUGCAAUGACUCUCCUUCAAAAGGCAUUGCAUGUGAAGGGAUAUCAGGUUGUUUUUAAUGCACGUGGCAUUUGAUCUGGGAUGUUUCAUUCAAACAGGCAAGUCCCUACUUGGUUUUGUGGCAACGAAUAGAAAUCCUGUAGCUUUCAGGUCCAAUGUGUCCAAGCUUGCGUAUUUGCUACAUGGGUGCUAAAAGACACACAUGGCCACUUGGCCACCUGGCCACCUUCAGGCUCAUCCUGAUGUUAUUGCAGAGGUGCGGGGAGCCCACUGCAGUACACCUGCUUCCUGCAUAAUUCCAGCAAAUUGGAAGCCACAGCUCACAAGGGAGGAGUGUGCAAUGUGGAUCGUUCCCAUGGCAUCACACCAUUGUACUGUGCCUUCCCAGCUUAUGUAUGUUCCAUACAUCAUAUUCCACUGGAUAGCUCAGUCGGUUGGAACAUGGUGCUGAUAAUACAAAGGUCAUAGGUUUGAUCCCCAUGUGGACAGCUGCAUUGCAUUGGGUUGGACUAGAGCAGCGGUUCUCAACCUGUGGGUCCCCAGAUGUUGUUGGACUACAACUCCCAUCAUCCCCGAGCUCUGGCCUUGCUAGCUAGGGGUGAUGGGAGUUGUGGUUCAAAAACAUCUGGGGACCCACAGGUUGAGAAAGGCUGGACUAGAGGAUCCUCUGGGUCCUUUCCAACUCUACGAUUUUAUGCUGUCUCAGAUGUGUUGAUCCUAUGCAUGGCUUGCCGAGACCAUAUAACACCGGUCCUGAAAGACCUACAUUGGCUCCCAGUAUGUUUCCGAGCACAAUUCAAGGUGUUGGUGCUGACCUUUAAAGUCCUAAAUGGCCUUGGCCAAGUAUAGCUGAAGGAGCGUCUCCACCCCCAUUGUUCUGCCUGGACACUGAGGUCCAGCGCUGAGGACCUUCUGGCAGUUCCCUCUAUCAAGAAUAAUUUUUUAUUAACCGACCAAUCACAUAAAAUCAAACCAAAUUACAUAAAUUCCAAAUUACACUGCCGAAUUUUAAAUUUUUGUUGAGGGUACCCAUAUUUCAAGUUCCGAAGGGGAUCCAAUCAACUUCUUGCUUCUUGCUGCUGUUUUAAUGUCCACAAAUCUAACCUUAUGAUGUUCACAGUACUAUCCAGUCCUUUCUUAUUGUUUUUCCACAUCUCUUGUUGUUAUUUUCAUAUAUUUUUCCUUUCUCUUUGUGACCUCUGAUAGUCUCCACAAGCUGGUUAGAACAGUUUGUAAUCCUGCGUGGAUAUAUAUUUUUUAAUCCAGUAGCCAUAUCCAGACGUUUUCCAUAUAACAUCACUUCCAUACAUCAAAACAGUCUUAGCGUCAUUAAUCUUCACCAAUCUGCCUCCUUUCUCAAAACCUCUGAGGAGAUUCACCAGGAAUGCAGUCUGACAAGUCCGUUCCUCCUCCUGGCUAUAAAUCCUUUGGCAAGAUAGCGACUCCGAAUUAAUUGCUGCGCCAUUCCAAAAGCUCUUAUUGCUUCUCAAUCUCCAUAAAGCAUACUUUUGGUUAAAGUUUAUCUCCACACAGACCUUAAUCAUCCUGCUUGGGUCAGUUCAACCGACGAUUCUAAUGAGGAGGGGUUCUUGUAAAUCACAUAGAAGGAAAGUAAAAAAGGUUCCCCCCCACCAUUCAGUCCCGUUGUCAACAUACCCAGCCUUUGGUGUAUCUUCAUCGUAAAAUAUUCCUGUUUCUCCAUCCCGUCGUCUUCUUUCGCAGAGGUCACUUAAAUUAGCAGACUUCACUCCCCUUCUUCACUUGAAAUAUGUGCAUUUGCUUCUUUUGUAAUUAAUUAUUCCAAAUUGCUGCAGCUAGUGCGCGAUCAGAGACAGCGUCCAGGAGAGCCGAGGUCCACACGGGGGCAUUCUGCCUAGGGCCCUCACCCCCUUCUUUCGAAUUAGGGAGUGAUUUAUGGGCACAGCAGGCAAGGGCAGUGUUCCCCAUUUCCUUGGGGCAACAAGGGAGGCUGCCUACUCCCAUAACAGCCUCUUAAUUACCCCGUAUGGGUUGGAGAGAUGGUAUUGUCGGCCAUCUUCAAAUGCGCCCCUAGUGCCCCCCCUUCUGGCAGUUCCCUCAGUGCAAGAAGCGAAGUUACAGGGAACCAGGCAGAGGGCCUUCUCGGUAGUGGCGCCCACCCUGUGGAACGCCCUCCCAUCAGAUGUAAAGGGAAAAAACAACUAUCUGACUUUUAGAAGACAUCUGAAGGCAGCCUUGUUUAGGGAAGUUUUUAAUGUUUGAUAUUUUAUUGUUUGUUUGCCCAGAGUGGCUGGGAAGGCCCAGACAGAUGAGCGGGGUAUGUAAUAAAUUAUUAUUAUUAUUAUUAUUAUUAUUGUCAUGCAUGCCAAGUGCUGUCCCUGAAGGUCAUUCCUCACACUAAACAAAGAAAAGAAAAGAAAAGCCCACAUACAUUAUUCUACAAUAGAAAUGGCAAUAUUCUAACUGCAAAAUUGCAUUGUCUGGACGACUAUGUAUUUUAGUCGGGCACAGAAACACACCCAACUCAUUUGUCUUUCUUUGCCAUUUGGCAAAUGCUUGUAUUUUGCAUGCCUGCCGAUACUAACAAAAGGAUAAAAGAGCAACGUAUUAAUUUGCAACAAAGACACGCAUUGAUGAUAAGCAAGCAGUCAUUCAGGUUCCUUCCUUACUGCCAUAGACAGCUUUUAAUCCCCAUUGCCUCUCAACUCCUUGAAAAAGCAGAAUGGCUUGUGGGGAAACCAUAAAGUUAAGCAGGUUAAAUAUGUGUUAUGAAGCUUGACCACUGGAAAUCCUAACUGGGUUUAUUCACCUGCAUUUGUGAAAUGAGCUUCUCCACACAUACCUACACAAACAUACCCCACUCCCCGACUACCCCACCCCGUCCGACCUUAGCUAGAAACUAAAACUGAGAAGAAAUUGACAGGAAUAAAUGACAGAUUCUGCAAAAGACCUUGCAGCUGCCCAAAGCUUCCUGAAUCCAGUGGCCCAUGGAUUACGAGGAAAAAUGUGAAAGCCACUCCAGAUGUUUCCAAGCAGAAUACCUUCCUGUCAUACGUAGCUCCAUAUUGUGUUGAUUUUAUAAUUUAAUGGCUUGCUUAAUCCUAUGCAUGUUUACUCAGAAGAAUAUAACCCCCCAUUAUGUUCAGUCUUGCUCAUUCCUAGCAAAGUGUGCAUAGGAUUGCAGCCAGUCAGGGUGGUCCCAAUCAUUGAAUUUGAAUUAAAUCCCACUGUGUCCAAUGGGUUAUACUCCUUGCUGGUAAACAUGGAUUGCAGCCUUAACCAGGUUACUUAAAGAUUAUGAUUUCCCCUUCCUCCUAAUGUGAUAUUCUGAUUGCAACACAUACCUUCUUCUGAAUUUAGAAGAGACUUAUGACCUGCAACUUCAGUAUUACUUCAAAUGUCUGUGUUUGCCUAUCAAAACACACCGCUGUCUCUCUCUGUGUGUGUUUUAACGAAUUCAUGCAGUGAUUUGUAAAUGGCUUCCUGAAAUGCCGGAUGUUUUCUGCAUAAUUUUGCGACUGAAUUAUUUGUUGAAAUAGCUCGUCAGCGUGGCAAGAAAACUACUCGGUCCUGGAGACCGGCCAGGCAUUCAUGAUUAAACAUUUGUUUUAGCAUCUUGUGUUGUCGCCCUCACCACACCACAAUCACCCUCUUUUUCCCCUAGAUGUUCCAGUUGUCAGAACCAUUGACAGAAUUGAAAAUACUUACCUGGUUUUUUAAAAAAAUGCAUAGAGGAGGGUGGUGGAGGUUGUAAGAGAUGAAACAAUGAAAGCUUAUGAUUCACUGUGCCCAGCAAAUAACCAUCUCCAUUCAUUUCAGGAAAGGAGAAAGUAAACAAAAGUCCAAUUAAUUUUGUUUCUGAAUCAGGAGUAUGAAUAAUAAGAACAAGAAGGAGCCCCCUGGGUUAACAAAUAUGUUUUAUAAUUAUGUGAAUGUAACCACAUAUGCAUUCAAUGUAUAAAAGAACUCAAAUAUAUAUUUGUAAAACCAGUGGUAUCCAUGCAUAAACCACCCACUUAACCUAAAACAAAUCUAAUAAAUUUCUGUAUCCUCAGAGGCUUCCAUUUCCUGUACAGAAGGAGAUAAGUAGAAUGCCGCUUUCUGUUGUGAAUGAAAAAUCUGCUAAUUGACAUUAAAAAUAACUUUAAAAAAAGACACACCUGACUUCCACUUUUGGAAGGUCAAUCAUUUUUCUUUUCAUUUACCCAUCUCACCAGGAGACAGCUAUCCUUUCCUGAAAUAACGGCAUAUGAUUUACUUGAAACAUCUGUAGGCGACACUGAUGAUUGAAAGUCUUCUAGUCCUGGCAACUGGAAGAGCCUCUGCUUUUUAUUGCAAAGAGAUUGGUGCAAAGCGUGUCAUCGGUUUCACCCUUGCGUAUUUGCUGUCUGAGGCCAAGGGAGCCUUUUUGGGUUGUGUGUGUAUAACCACAAAUUAUUGGAUGAAAUGAAGCAAAUAACUAUUUCCCAGUGGUGUGACCUGUAAAGACUAUGGAAAUGUCUCUCAAGGGGUUUCGGGAAGCUCCAUUGAUUGUGACAGUUUAAUACCAGGCGGGCCCAAAACACUCAGGGGACACAAUGAAGUGUGAAAAUGUACAUCUCAGAAGGAGGCACAAAAAGCCUUCCAAAUGCUUUGCUUCUUUGUGAAUGUGGGAGAUUCAGUUCAUACAUGGAGCUCCGCUUGGCUUCCCCGUUCAGUUCAUUGGAAAGAUGUGGUUCUCAUCCAUUCCUCCCACCCCUGUUGUGCCCCUUUAGUGAUGUGUUUUGUGACAUUUUCAGCCACUUCUGUGUUUACCACUGUGGACAUGUGCGUGAAUACAUGACUUUUGGAUGCAUGUUAAUCUGUCGUUGCCUGUAUUAUGGAAAUACAGUGGUACCUCGGGUUAAGUACUUAAUUCGUUCCGGAGGUCCGUACUUAACCUGAAACUGUUCUUAAUCUGAAGCACCACUUUAGCUAAUGGGGCCUCCUGCUGCUGCCGUGCCGCCGGAGCACAAUUUCUGUUUUCAUCCUGAAGCAAAGUUCUAAACCUGAAGCACUAUUUCUGGGUUAGCGGAGUCUGUAACCUGAAGCGUAUGUAACCUGAAGCGUAUGUAACCUGAGGUACCACUGUAUUUUCAUGUUGUAAGCCACCCUGAUCACUUUUUUAACUAUGGGAAAAUGGCUUGCAGAUAAAAUGGUGAUGGUCAUGAUGCUUAUGUUAGACAUGGGACUGGGGCAUUUUAAGCCAUUCCCUUAUUUCUGUACCUGAGAACUACAACUGUUUGAUCUCUAAUCCCUUACCCAGUGUGUUUGGUUGGCAGAAUUUAGCUUAGUCCUGCCUGCUGUUUAGAGACAGGUUUUUAGUUAUUAUUAUAAUUAUAAUUAUUUAUUGAAUUUAUAUACCACCCUAUACCCGGAGGUCUCAGGGCACAACAAAACCAGAACACAAAACCAAAAAAUAUAUAAUCAAGCUAAAAACAAUAACCCUAAUAAUCAUAUUUAUACCCCGCCCAUCUGGCUGGGUUUCCCCAGCCACUCUUGGCGGCUCCAAACAGAACACUAAAAACUGAAUAAAACUUCAAACAUUAAAAACUUUCCUAAACAGGAUUGCCUUCAGGUGUCUUCUAAAAGUUGGUUAGUUGUUUAUUUCCUUGACCUCUGAAGGGAGGGCAUUCCACAGGGCGGGCGCCACUACCAAGAAAGCCCUCUGUCUGGUUCCCCAUAACCUUACUCCUCGCAGUGAGGGAACCGCCAGAAGGCCCUUGGCGCUGGACCUCAUUUUAAAAGGACAUAGGAUACAUCCUAAAUAGUUAUCCGUAACGUCUUUCUGCUUUUGCUCCUAUUCCAAAUCCGGCUCGCUUUUUUAUGCCCUUACAAUUCCGCUAGAGAUCUCCUACGAAAGCUUUCCCAAGAAUGUUUCACCAGUGCCGAAAGGUCAAAAGGUACGGGGAAAUGGAAAAGAUACUGAAGAGGAUGCCCCCCCCAAAAAAGAGAGGGAUAACGAACUUAGUUAACGAAGACAGGUAAUUUCAACAUUUGCCUCUUGGCCAGCAGCCACUGAGAGAUUAAAAAAAUGAAACGUGUUCACAACCCCUUAGAUUAACAACUAACUAUUCUGCAUCAGUAUGCUUUAUCUGGGAACAUAUGGAGUAUGAAAUUCCAUUUAAGGAAUUUACAUUUCUUAAUGCAAGCAAUUAGGUGUGUAGUAAAGUCUCGUUAUUACACAUGAUUAGUCUCUCCCCCCCCACACACUAUUUUUUUUAAAGGUGCUCAUUUAGUACACUAGCUUUACGUUCAAUUGGGAUGUAUUUUAAGACCCAGUAACUGCUGAUAUAGGGACGUGGGUGGCGCUGUGGGUUAAACCACAGAGCCUCUUGGACUUGCCGAUCAGAAGGUCGGUGGUUCGAAUCCCCGCGACGGGGUGAGCUCCUGUUGCUCGGUCCCAGCUCCUGCCAACCUAGCAGUUUGAAAACACGUCAAAGUGCAAGUAGAUAAAUAGGUACCGCUAGGCAGGAAGGUAAACGGCGUUUCCGUGCGCUGCUCUGGUUCUCCAGAAGCGGCUUAGUCAUGCUGGCCACAUGACCUGGAAGCUGUACGCCGGCUCCCUUGGCCAGUAAAGCGAGAUGAGCACUGCAACCCCAGAGUCGGUCACGACUGGACCUAAUGGUCAGGGGUCCCUUUACCUUUAACUGCUGACAUAUGGCCAUAUCUCUGACCACCACAUUCCAUACUCCUCAAAGUGAAUUCACAACAUGCAUCUACCUGGCUCUUCUUGUCUGCCUGAGUCAGCUCCUGGGCCUGAUGCUCAGGUACUAAUUCUCCCAUUGAAAACAAUGCAGCUGCCUCCAGUAAUACACUUCUGCAUGCCUGGUGGUUGUUUUCUUGGGAAAAUAUAUUGCUGUAUUGAUUGAGGAAAUAAACAGUGUAUGUUUUUUGCCUAUCAAAUAUUUCCCCCCUCCAGCUUUGUCCCAUUUUCCCCACACCCCUCUCCGUGCAAAAGCUCACUAUCAGAGAAGUAUUCAAGAUCAAUGCAGUGACUCCCUCCCUCUUCCUUUGUUGCCCAUUGUAAAUCUAUUAGCUGUGAUCUGUAAUUAGGUGCACAGCUUAAAAGAAAGAACAAAUGGUGUCCACUGAACCAUGGCGCUCGCCUUCAUGGCUAAAAAAUAAAAUAAAAAAUGACCCAUUUGGUUUUACCAGCUGUGACAUUGGCGGCAGGUUCAAUGACAGAGAACACAUAAAACUCAAUAGAUUAAAACGUUUCCAGUUCACUAAACAUCCAGAGGGGCAUAACAAAGGGUCCCAGACCACUGUAGAGAAAAGGAAAAGGUAGGCUUUGUUGAUCUCAUAUGCUACAUUUCCUUCCUUCCAUCCUUUUGCUUGGGGGUGGAUCUCAUAUGGUGGUUUUGCCUUAGAGCAGGCAUCCCCAACCUUUGGCCCUCCAGAUGUUUUGGACUACAAUUCCCAUCAUCCCUGACCACUGGUCCUGUUAGUUAGGGAUCAUGGGAGUUGUAGGCCAGAACAUCUGGAGGGCCGCAGGUUGGGGAUGCCUGCCUUAGAGAUUGGUAGAGUUAACAGAGAGUCUCCACCUUCCAAGACAAUAAUGCCCACUCACAUCACAAGGAGCUUAUAACCCACCUGCUCUCAGCAGCCAGAAUCAUCAUAACCAGACACUGGAGAGACCUGUCAGGAGUAAGCAUGGACCAAUGGUAUCAGAUAGUAUGGGAAAUUCCCAGGAGUCUUUGGGGGAAGUCAUGUGCUUUAAAUGUACAGUGUAUUCAUGACCUCAUCAGCACCUGCUUGUUUAAUAGUAAUCUGCUAACCUCAACGUAGAUUUUUUAAAACAGAAAUUGCAGGUAGAUGUUUUCCUGUGUUCACUGUUUUCUGAAUUAACCUCUGCUGAUGAGAUUUGUAUGCACUGCUGCUGGUUCUGUGAUGCAGGUGCUGGUGGUAGGAACGCAUUUAAUGGAACAUGGGAGUAGGCAUUAAUGUCACUGAAUAUAACCCAUCACAUUACUUCCCUAAUAGUAAAUGUGAUAAAUGAUGCAUAUCCUGCAAGUAUUUUGGAUUUUCCCUUCUCAUUUUGUGCUGGUGUUAUACCAAAGGAGAAAAGUAAUAACACAUUCAGCUCAGAUAACAUGACAAACUGCAAUGAAAUAGGAUAGCUGAAAUGGUUUUGAAUAGAUACAGAUGAAUGAAAAUGGGCCAUUUAUUACGGAGCCAUAAUGUCUUUACUGUGGCUUGAUUUGUUUUGAUUGUGUGUGCGUGUGCGCAUGGGAUGUGUAGAAAUGGUAAAACCCAACUCUCAUUUGCUCGUUAACUUUGCUCCAGUUUAUGCUGCCUUUUUGAUUCUUGCUCUCUCUUUUUGCUUUCAAACCUUGCUAUUUAUUGCUCUGAACUGAAUGUGGGGGGUAAUAUUUAUCAGCAGUCCUGUUCUUGCAAGCAGGGACACUGAAGUUGUCAUUAUUAUUAUUAUUAUUAUUAUUAUUAUUAUUAUUAUUAUUUAUUUCUACCCCGCCCAUCUGGCUGGGCUUCCCCAGCCACUCCGGGCAGCUUUCAACAGAACAUUAAAAACAGAAUAAAACUUCAAACAUUAAAAACUUCCCUAAACAGGGCUGCUGCUUCUAAAAGUCAGAUAGUUUAUUUCCUGAAGGGAGGGCGUUUCACAGGGCGGGUGCCACUACCGAGAAGGCCCUCUGCCUGAUUCUCUAUAACCUCACUUCUCACAGUGAGGGAACCGCCAGAAGGCCCUUGGAGCUGGACCUCAGUGUCCGCACUGAACGAUGGGGGUGGAGAUGCUCCUUCAGGUAUACUGGACCAAAGCCAUUUAGGGCUUUCAAGGUCAGCACCAACACUUUGAAUUGUGCUCGGAAACGUACUGGGAGCCAAAGUAGGUCUUUCAGGACCAGUGUUAUAUGGUCUGUUAACCACCCACUGUUGCUGUGUCACUUGCUUUUGGGUAUGUUUGCUGUAAGGUGUGCUGCUUUCCACUUUGCAUAGGGUUGAGGAUCCAAAGGUUUCUGUGCUUCCAAGAAAAGAGCCUUCCUCUCAUGGGAAGGAGGCCUUCUCUUGAAAAGCAUCCUUUGCCAGACCAAGGGAAUCUUUGACUCCAAUGCUUCACUGCAGUCAUUCAUCCUGUUUACAUUUACAGUGGUACCUUGGUUGUCAAAUGGCUUGGCUCCCGAAUAAAUCAACUCCCGAACACCACAAACCCAGAAGUAAGUGUUCCAGUUUGCGAACGUUCUUUGGAAACCAAACUUCCAACGCGGUGUCCGAUUGAAUGCAGGAAGCUCCUGCAGCCAAACAGAAGCCACACCUUGCUUUUUGAAUGGUUCUGGGAGUCGAACGGACUCCUGGAACAGAUUAAGUCUGACAACCAAGGUACCACUGUACUUAAACUUGUUCACUUUAGAAAGACAAGGCAUGUGUCCCUGCACCUUCUUUAGUAGUGGCAAAAGGAUGGAAUAAUUUAUUUGUUCUCCCUGCUUUUAAACAGCAGGUCAAACCCCAGAUGCUGUAGGAAAAUUCAUUUGUUCUAGUUUUGUUCUUAUAAAACAUUUGUAUUUUCCAGGAACCCUCCUCCUACUUUGUUUCAGCCAGAAAAUUGGUCCAGAGGAUUCAACCACUUCAUUUCCCAGUGAGUACAACCCUUUUCCAUUUUAAGCAGCUUAACCUUGCGUGCCGUUAUCGCAAAAUGAUAUGCGGCAAACCUUUGGCAAUGAAAUUUCCUUCCUGCAAACAAGAGCUCUUUUUAGUUUUUGUUUACAUUGCAUAUUUCCUUCUCAACUUUUGUCUUGAUGAAAACUUUACAGUUUCGCAGAGGUCGUGGUGUGAUCUGCAUUUGAAAUUAGUUGCCUGGCUAUUGAUAGGUAUAGGUCUGAAUACCCUCCUGUUGUUGUUCUUAUCCUUAAUAUACCUCUUCCUGAUUCUGUCUUGCUCAGUCUGUGAACCAGGAGCAUAAGGCCUUAGGAGAGGAAUAGUUCAAGUGACCGUUGCAGCUCAGUCUCCCAAGACUGAUGCAGCGUAAAGUCGAGCAUAAAGCCAGCACCACAAAAGACCCCACACAACUUUGUUCUAUCACAUUACAGUGGAACCACUGGUUCUGAAAGCCAGUGUGGUAUAGUGGUUAAGAGUGGUAGUCUUGUAAUCUGGGGAACCGGGUUCGCGUCUCCGCUCCUCCACAUGCAGCUGCUGGGUGACCUUGGGCUAGUCACACUUCUCUGAAGUCUCUCAGCCUCACUCACCUCACAGAGUGUUUGUUGUGGGGGAGGAAGGGAAAGGAGAAUGUUAGCCGCUUUGAGAUUCCUUCAGGGAGUGAUAAAGCGGGAUAUCAAAUCCAAACUCUUCUUCUUUUUCUUCUUAAACCACUCCGGCCCUGAAUGUUUCAGUUCCUGGACGUCAAAAACCCGGAAGUAAGUGUUCUGGGGUUUUUUUAGCAUUCCUCGGAACCCAAAUGUCUGAUGCAGAUUCUGAUCUGCAAAAAGCCUAGCUGUAAGCCAAUCGGAAGCCGCGCCUAGGAAUUCGAAGGUUUCAGAAGUCAAACGUCCUUCUGGAACGGAUUACAUUCGACUUCCAAGGUUCCACUGUACACUGGUUCUCUGCGUUCCCACUGGUUCAAAUACAUGAAUUAUGUAGGACAUGCUUUGUACCAGGACUGUAGCAUGGUGGGGGGUGGGCUUCUAGGGUGACUACUCAUGUUGCCCUCCCUGAGCCAGCCCUAUGCCACUUUGUGAGGUGUUGCUCUAGCAGCUGGUGUUGCUUCGGCAGCAAAGGCCCUCCAUUCGCCCUCUGCACCCCACCUUAGAAAAGCUCCUUGUAGACCAUGGGUCUGCUAAGGCCCGGGGGCCUGAACCGACCCAAUCGCCUUCUCAAUCCGGCCCGCGGACGGUCCAGGAACCAGCGUGUUUUUACAUGAGUAGAAUGUGUCCUUUUAUUUCAAAUGCAUCUCUGGGUUAUUUGUGGGGCCUGCCUGGUGUUUUUACAUGAGUAGAAUGUGUCCUUUUUAAAAAAAUGCAUCUCUGGGUUAUUUGUGGGGCAUAGGAAUUUGUUCAUCCCCCCCCCAAAAAAAUAUAUAUACAGUCCCAGUCCCCCACAAGGUCUGAGGGACAGUGGACCGGCCCCCUGCUGAAAAAGUUUGCUGACCCCUGUUGUAGAGCCACUCAAUGAGGGCAUUUGAGAAGCACGCAACAGCCAUGCAACCUUGAUCCCAGCCUCCCCUGGGAUUGAAGAGCACAUGACUGUUACGCCCUUCUCAUUCCACACUCCUUGAGUGCUCUGGUGGCAGCUGCUGUUUUGUACCAUCCUGACUUGAUGGUUUGUUUGGUUUUGGUUGGUUCAUAACACCAAGAAUCUCUUUCUCACUUAUCACCAUUCUUUGCCUCGGUUCUUCAGAUUCCCUUCUUGAGAAAGUUAGUUGAAGGACAAAGAUCUGCCCCACAUCUCCUCCAGUAAAGACAGAUGCAAAGAAUCCAUUCAGUUUUGCUUUUUCUCUGUCCUUUUUCUCCUUUAGCACACCUUUGACUCUCUUGCUGUCCCAAAGUAGCUUUUAAUAUAUGGUAACCACUGCCAUUUGAGUUAUGAGUCAUUCCAUAUGGUGGGUUUGAUUCCCACUUAAAAAGUUAUUUUUAUUUUAUUUUAUUUUUUAAAAUUAAAAGCAUCAAGCUAUACAGCAUCAAACUUUUUGGCCAUUAGUGAUAAAUGACUCAUUUAUAUGCAUUAGUUAUGCAUUUGUCAGUGCCUGGCUUGUGACAAUUUCAUUUUGAUAAAUUAAAAGGAAUGAUUGUAACAAGUCCAUUGUUCCUUUUAUCCAAAUGUUAGGACCAUGCCUGAUGUUCCCGUCACCCUUGUGCUGAGUGGUUGAAUUUUCAGUAAUUCCAUUAUCUACCUCCUCCCUGAUGUUGACUAUAAUUUGCAUAACAAGCUUAUCUGGUUCAAGUUGUGGUCCAGACCUAUGUAGCUACAUAGAAGGGAGCGUGCAUCUUCAGACAAGUGCAUUUCUGAAUUCAGCGCUAAUGCAGCCAUUCUCCCCCUCUAGCUGCCACCACCAAAUCCUUUUAGGGUCUCGUUCAGAGCAAGUGUUCUGCUCCAUAUGCCAAUUUUCUUUAGCUUGUGCAGAAUAGCCUUGUUAUUGUUGACACACUGGUGUUGUUCAGUGGAUUCUCUAUAUAUUUAGUUAGAGAACACAGUCCUAGUCAGCAAUUAUUUUAAAAUUGUAGCCAUGGACACACUGGGGGAAAGUGGGAACAGGGGCAUGUCUGACAUGCCUAAUGGGGUGGCAAGGAUUUGAUUGGGGUGCUACAGCAGGAACCAGACAAGAAGUCUCUGGAGGCAAGAUUGAGCCUCCAGCCUGCCAGCUGCUGAUCUUUACAAUUUUUUUUUACAAUAAGCAGAAAUUUACCUUUUCUCAGUGUGGAGAAGAACACCACUGAAUUACUUUUCAUCACUCAGCUAUUAAAGGCUUGGGGGUUGAGUUUCUGAGACGGCAAGGAGUUUGCAACCACAGCGUGAUACAUUUACUUCCAGGUUUUCCUUAACUGUACAUUCAUGGUUAUGUGGUCAUUCUGUCUUGAUACAUAUUGUAUCAUAUGUGAACAGUUCCAGUUUUCAUAUUGGCCCAGUUCACAUGUCAUGCUAAACCAUGGCUUAGUGAGAUGUGCAUAAGCAGAAAGGAGUUGCUGUGGGCCUUGAUCCUGCAUGCGCCCUCCUCUCCCAUCACCGCUGUGAUAGGAAUUUUGAGGUCUUAGAUAUAUGGUAGUGUUCAUAAGCGUACCAGCCAAGCACGUACAUAGAUCAGCACAGGAAGACAGACCUGGAACCAUUUGAUUCCCAAACUGAGCAAAUGAUUUCUCUGCAAGGUCAAAGUGGGAAACCUCCCCAUUGUCUCUUUCCUCACAAAUCCUGUCUUAAGGGCACAUUUAAGAUAUGAACAGGGCAUGAGCCUGUGACCUGGCCCAGGAACUAAGCAUUUAUCACUACAAAAGAAUGGCCAGGCUCCCCAGGCAAUCCAAUCAAGUAACCUGCCAGACAGGAGAUAAACAACGACAGGAGAAAAACAACAUUCAAAUUUCUGUUUAGACCGCCUUUUCCGUGAUGUAGGUAUAAUGUAUCUGGGGGGUGGUCUUAGGUCACACCCCUUCUGUGAUGUAUGUAUGAUGUUUCUGGGGGUGGUCUUGAUCUACAGGGUGGCAAUUUCAAAAGUCUUUAUAAGGCCUUGCUCGCCACUUUUCUGGGUUCCUCCUCCUCUCCUGCGUGUGAGGGGAGCACCCUGUUGCAACAGUUCAAUAAAGAUCAAGCUUACUAGCUGCUUUGCUUCUCAAUAUUCUCUGGUUGGCCUCUGUUUUCUUCUCCUACCAAUAGGAUGUAAGGACUCUAUAUGGGCUCUUGGAUACCCCAUAAGGGAAAAGGGCAAUUUUUGUUUACAACACCGCCUUCCAAACAGCUGCAGGGUAGGAAAAGGAAAGCUUUUAUUUGUUUUCCCUUAAACUUGGUUGUCAUGUUGUGACAAACCAGGAACUGUGGUUUAUAACAAACCCUGGUUAGGUUACCAAAGCAGCUUCGGAAAUGACAGCUUUAAGCUGGCUUGUUCUGAAUCUGCCUGGAUGUUGUUUUAUAAACCAGGAUCUCACAUCUGGAUGGCACAAUAAAAUGGGAGUCAAAGAAAGUAAGGGGGAAGCUGCCAAAAUCUUUCACCCAGUGAUGCAAGAAGAGGAGAGGAAUAAUGAGUCCAACUCUUGCCGCAGCUUGUUCCUGCUCAUGAAAAUCUUACCAAACCAUGGUUUAGGGUGACAUACAAAACAUCUGAUUGUGUUACCUUAGGCAAGAAGGUUUUAGAGGCUCCAACUUUAUUUAUUUAUCUAAAUUACAAAAAAAUAAUAAUUCAUCCAGAUAAUCUCAGACAAAAGCAAGUUCUCACUUAUUUCAUUCCACGGAAUGAAAAGGGUUAGCUUGCUUAAGCUACACCUCGAAUUCUGUCUUGGUUUCUCUGCAAAACAACAAAACUUUCAAGAAAGCCUCCCUGAAGCCUUGCAGAACAGAGCCGUGCAAUUAGCCAUCAAUCCCUUUGAAGUUCAAAAUUCUUUUAAAAAGUUUGCUCCCUUUGAAGAACUGAACAGAUAAAAGGCUUAAGUAACUGGAAUUGGUCAUUUCCUGAUCAAGUGUUACUGUGGAGGAGUAGAUUAAGAAGGUGCAUCCUAAUUUAUUAUCAUUCAACCUCUGGAAAGGGUAUCUCACAUUGACUCGAAGCCCUCCUGAUUAUGACUAUGACAUAUUUCAUGGGCAGGUUGAAAAACAAAGGCUGCAACUGUUCAAAACAUAUGUUUGAUACAUAUUUAACCUAGAUUUUAACGACUGCUGCUGCUGCAAGUAUUCUUAUACAGCUUUUCAGUGUCUGUUCACAUCUAUCCUUGCAACUGAAUUACAAGUGGAUUUGUUGUUGUUUAGUCAUUUAGUCGUGUCCGACUCUUCGUGACCCCAUGGACCAGAGCACGCCAGGCACUUCUGUCUUCCACUGCCUCCCGCAGUUUGGUCAAACUCAUGCUGGUAGCUUCAAGAACACUGUCCAACCAUCUUGUCCUCUGUUGUCUCCUUCUCCUUGUGCCCUCCAUCUUUCCCAAUAUCAGGGUCUUUUCCAGGGAGUCUUCUCUUCUCAUGAGGUGGCCAAAGUAUUGGAGUCUCAGCUUCAGGAUCUGUCCUUCCAGUGAGCACUCAGGGCUUAUUUCCUUAAGAAUGGAGAGGUUUGAUCUUCUUGCAGUCUAUGGGACUCUCAAGAGUCUCCUCCAGCACCAUAAUUCAAAAGCAUCAAUUUUUUAACAAGUGGAUUAGAUACAUAUUUGAGGCCACCCAUUGUGGAAUCUGAACCAAGGGCUUUUCCAAAAGAGUUUCUAUAGUACCAUAUCAUUGUAGGUGUUUUAUUCAACAGCUAAGUAGGCAUUAGGUCAUAAAGUAGCCCUUCUGCUGUGCGUUAUUAAAUUUUUUCAGCAACCAAAGCCUCAUAUUUUGUCAGCAAGUCAUUAUAAGACUUGCCCCCAGCUACUUGUUUUUAUUGCUAUAGUAAAGUGUAUGACUGCACCUAUUGGGCAAUGCCUGUGAUGUCACUACUGACAGAUACCACAUACCAUUCACAUAAUGCAACCUUCUACUUUUGUGCCCAGGGCAUUUUGUGAACUUUCUAUACUAGUAAGUUUAAUUUAAAAUUUUUGAUUGGUGGACACAUUCUUCCCCCCCCCCCCCAAUUUUUUUUUUACAGUGGUACCUCGGGUUAAGUACUUAAUUUGUUCCGGAGGUCCGUACUUAACCUGAAACUGUUCUUAACCUGAAGCACCACUUUAGCUAAUGGGGCCUCCUGCUGCUGCCGCGCCGCCGGAGCACGAUUUCUGUUCUCAUCCUGAAGCAAAGUUCUUAACCUGAAGCACUAUUUCUGGGUUAGUGGAGUCUGUAACCUGAAGUGUAUGUAACCUGAAACGUAUGUAACCCGAGGUACCACUGUAUUCAUUUUAUAACACAAAUAAACAGCACAAACAGGAAAACAAUCAAUAGAAACAGAUUCUUGUCUUAUUCUUAUUUUUUCUAAACAUUGUUAGGUGGGCUUCCCCAAGUCCCCCCUAUCUGAUUUUCGUUUUACUGGUGGACACAUUCUUGUUAUGCCUUAAAAAGCAGUAAAGUGCCACCUUCUUCUGCUCCUUGCCUGGUCAUUUUCUGAACCUUUUUGUCCUUUUUUGAAAAACAUUUGCUUGCUAGAUGGAUAGUGUCUGGUUAUGAAAAACCAGAGUGCUCAUUCAGAUCAGUUUGCAGGACAAAGAAGAAGAAGAAGAAGAAGAAGAAGAAGAAGAAGAAGCAAUCCCAGCACUGUGGCUGAGCCCCAUCACCCUUUAGCAAGAUAUGUCCAUCUCCCGAGCUGUUAUUUGGAGUCAAGAUAUUCCACUAGGGGCUAACCCAUAUAUAUUACCCACAGACUUCCCAUGUUUUGUGUGGCCAUGUGGUCUGCUGAGUGCAGACUGAAAAGUGGUUGAAGCAAUGAAUGGCAUUCUUAGCUUAGGAUAACGAGCUACAUCCCAGCCGUCCAAAAACCGGAGGCUUCUACCACCCCCAAAUCCUUCCAUCCUCCAUUCAGACAAGUGAGAGGAAUUAUCAUAGUCCAAGAACACAUUUCACCUGGGCAAAAGAACUCGAGGAGGGCUCAGAGCAGAACCAAUGUCACUUGUGGAGAGUGUCACUUGUGGAGAAAGGAUGUGGUCUGGGAAUGAGGGAUGACUAUGGAAGAGUCCUAGGAAGAAAAAGAAGAAGAAGAAGAAGAAGAAGAAGAAGAAGAAGAAGAAGAAGAAGAAGAAUUUGGAUUUGAUACCCCACUUUAUCACUACCAGAAGGAGUCUCAAAGCUGCUAACAUUCUCCUUUCCCUUCCUUCCCCACAACAAACACUCUGUGAGGUGGGUGGGGCUGAGAGACUUCAGAGAAGUGUGACUAGCCCAAGGUCACGCAGCAGCUGCAUGUGGAGGAGCAGGGAAGCGAACCCAGUUCACCAGAUUACGAGUCCACUGCUCUUAACCACUACACCGCACUGGAACCAGACAGAGAGAACUGGAAGGUUGCAUUUGGCCUGUGACGCUAAGCUUCCCCACCCCAAUGAAGUUUAUUCCCAUAAGCUUGGAUGACUGGCUAAGAAUUUACUCCCUUGUAAGCUCUAUAUUUUCCUCAGAACUGAACCUGAGUCCUCUUACAUUUCUCAGUGCCUUCAGCAAGUUAAAACUAUUGGGGGGCGGGUGCUCAAAUAAUUUUGCUGCCGGAGGAUUUAUUGCAGCUCAGUUUGGUGGCAUUCCAAUGGUCGAGUGUUUCUCUUUCCAGUAGGAAGGAUUAGAAAUUUAUGAUACCUGGUUCUAAGGGGUGGAUCGAUAGAUACAUAAAUGUGUCUUGUGUACUAGAAUGUAUAUUAUGCACUUGAUAAUUGAAUACUGUGUAGUACACUGAAUCCUGCUUUGUGGAACCUGAGUGUAGCAGUAGGUAGCAAAAAAAUUAAAAAAAUAAAUCAGUUGUUUAUCAUGGCAUGCUACUUUUGGACACAUGUCCUCAAGGCACCUCUGUUAUGGGGGUGGGGGGUGAUUUUCCUGAAAGGCGGUGCAGCUCUAGAGAUAAUACUGCCUGGGUAGAUAGUGAUGGCAGGGAUCCUAUGGAAUUGUGAUGAAAGACAAAAGGAAAGCAAAAAAUGGCCGCAGGCAAAGCUAUCCCCGUUUUCCUUCAUUUUCUUUUCAACAACAGCAAUAUCAUGCAGCAGUCUGAAGACAGGCAGGUAGCGGGAACAGAUGAGCAGAUGUGAAAGAGCAGACGCAUCAUUGGAUCAUUAUUACAAAUGGGUUUCAUGAUGUGCUUGUUCUCGUCCACCUGUCUGCUGCGUGUGACUGGCUUAGCGUUGAGUCAGAGCUACACACAAGAGAAGUAAGAGAUGAGCUAUUCAGGCAGAUGGCUGCGUAUGAGGGAAAAUGGGAGGGGGAACAAAGCAUCUUCCCAAAGAAAUUCGCCUUUCAGUGCUCGUUGUAACAAAUGCUGUUCUUUUCCCUCAUGACAGGCCCUGCCGUUGGGCAGAGUGAGGCAGUUGCCUUAGGUGGCAAAUGCCUUAGGUGGUGGGAGAAAAGUAAGCCAUUCAGGCAGUUGCUUGUUUAUAGUAGGGUGAAGAGACUAACCAUUUCCCCAAAGGUUUGCUUUUCAAUUCUCAUAAUGUGGUCCCUGUCCCUCAGGACCAGCCCUGCUGUUGGGCAGUGUGUGCCAUCUGCCUCUGGCAGCAUAUGUUGAGGUGUGUGGAGAGUGAGUUGUAGUGAGGUGUUGGAGAACAGUGCUAUAUGUACCUUGUAGCUUGCCCUUGAAAGAUUCCAUCAACGGUGUCUCUGGAAAAUUUUACACAUCACUUGGGAAGACAGGCAAACUAAUGCCAGUGUACUGGAAGAAGCAAAGUGUCGAAACAAUGAUUCUUCAACAUCAAAGUGGUUGGACUGGCCAUGUUGUUUGGAUACCUGAUUAUCAUCUUCCAAAGCAACUGCUCCAUUCCGAACUUAAAAAUGGAAAGCAUAAUACUGGUGGUUAACAAAAGAGGUUUAAAGACUCUCCCAAGGCAAAUCUAAAAAAAUGUAAUAUAAACAGCGACAACUGGGAAACACUGGCCUGGUAGCGCUCCAGUUGGAGAACAGCCUUUACCAAAGGUGUCAUGGGCUUUGAAGACGCUCAAACUCAGGACGAAAGGGAGAAAGUUGCUAAGAGGAAAGCACGCUUGGCAAACCUUCACCCUGAUCAACUGCCACCCGGAAACCAAUGUCCCCACUGUGGAAAGAUGUGUGGAUCCAGAAUUGGCCUCCACAGUCACUUACGGACUCACUGUUAAAACCAUGUUCAUGGAACACAAUCUUACUCGGCUAUGAGUGAACGCCACAUAAGAAGAAGCCCUGUGCCCUCUGAAGUAAUGGAAUACAGUCAUACCUUGGGUUACAGAUGCUUUGGGUUGCACGAUUUUGGGUUGCGCACUGCACCAAACCGGAAGUACCGGAACGGGUUACUUCCAGGUUUUGGUGCAUGCACCGAAGCGCCGAAUUGCAACCCGCACAUGCGCAGAUGCGGCACUGCAGGUUGCGGACGCUGCAGGUUACGAAUGUGCUUCCUGCACUGUUUACGUUCGCAACCUGAGUGUCCACUGUAUGUUGAAUCCAUUUUCAACUGCUGGUCCAGUCAGCUUUGUACAUUAAAUGGGAGGGGUAACUUGUUCAUUGCCUCAGUUAGCAAGAGUCCCCUGUGCCUGUUUACCCUUCCCAUCCCCACUGCCACAACCUUUAAGCCUUUGAAAGACGUGGCUUCUAAUAAUAAUAAUAAACGUUUCUGUUGUUGUGUUGCUGGAUUGCUUGUUGUUUUGAAUUUAUCUCGUUCUCUCACUAAAAUGGAUUCAACAUCUCCGAUGAGGCUGUGGUGUACAUAGAAGGAUAUAGCUGUUCCGCCCUUCUGUGAGCAACUGGUAUAAUCUUAAGAUCUCCUUUGACAAUUAAUGUCUCUGUAAUUCCAAUGAGGUUUUAAAGAUUGGGAAAAGAGCUUUGUAAGACUGGAGAUGGACAUUUGUUAUUAUUGUUUAUAUGCACAGGAGGAAAUCAUUCCAUCCACAUCCCCGUCUGUCAUCAGUAUACGGGGAUUUGCCUCAGGGGAGUACAGAGUGGUUCAGCUUUCUUAUCGGGAGAAUCCUUGGUGGGACUGCUGAAGUGUUUAAUGGAGGGGAAAAUUAACAUCUGAGUUGCAGCUGAUUUUGUGACAUGCAGCUGCCCACUACAGAUGUGACUUGCUUUGCUAUUACGUCUUGUUUAAAGGUAAAGGUAAAGGUAAAGGUAAAGGUAAAGGUACCCCUGACUGUUAGGUCCAGUUAUGGACGAUUCUGGGGUUCCACACCCAUCUCGCUCUAAAGGCCGAGGGAGCCGACGUUUGUCCGCAGACAGCUUCCGGGUCAUGUGGCCAGCAUGACUAAGCCGCUUCUGGCGAACCAGAGCAGUGCACGGAAACGCUGUUUACCUUCCCGCCAGAGCGGUACCUAUUUAUCUACUUGCACUUGACAUGCUUUUGAACUUCUAGGUGGGCAGGAGCUGGGACCGAACAAUGGGAGCUCACCCCGUUGCGGGGAUUCGAACCGCCGACCUUCUGAUCGGCAAGUCCUAGGGGCUGUGGUUUAACCCACAGCUCCACCCACGUCCCAUGGGGUAUGGUAGGACGUCCCUAGUUUCGUUGGCAAAAUUUUGGAGGGUAUGAAGUUAUGUGAUCCUUAAGCCAUCUGAAGGCAGCCCUGUAUUGGGAAGUUCUUUAAUGUUUAAUGUUUUAUUAUGUUUUUAUAUAUGUUUGAAGCUGCCCAGAGUGGCUGGGCCAAUCCAGUCAGAUGGCUGGAGUAUUCAGUUUCCUUUAAAGCCCUCUUCAUGUAUUAUAUGUGUAAAGCGGUCCACAUGAUUAAGUAUCCUGUCUGUUUCCCUGAUGUCCAAGCACACUAUGAGGGGGAAGCCUAUUUGCCUAGAUCUCUUCCCAAGCGAGCUGCUCUCUAGAGAUGUCCACAUCCGAUGAAAUGAUAACUAGCAUGGAGCCCUUCACAUUCAUUCACUGCAUGCAGAUACAUACUUUUGGAAGCUUACCAGAUUUUUCAAUGUGGACUCAUUGUUCCUGGAAGGUGGAAAGUUUGAUAGCUGCUGCCUUGGUUAAUAUGUUUCUCCCUUCUCCAGUUCAAGAAAUAAAUGCAAACGCUGGCCUAUAUCUGUUCUGGCCACCAUCAUGUUUUCUUUGGUGAAGGAGAUCUGUUUCUGACAAGAUAUGCCACCACCUCUGCUUCGGUUGUGAAAUCUAUUUCUAUCCGUUUGUUCGUUUGUAAAUAUUUGUUCACACCAGCUGGUUCCCCUUUCAUUCUUCCGAUUUGCUGGCUGCAAAAAAAUGGCAGUUUACAUUGUGCACAUAGCUCUCUCUGCCUCAACAAUGUUAUCAUCCGAAUGCAAGCCGCUUGCCUGUGAAUUAGGCCUCUGUGUUGCUUGUUCCCGUCUUAACAAACGCUUCAUCUUUGCCUGCCUGUAAUUGUGACAGAAUGAAAUUGGUGUUUAGGAACCUGUAAUAUUAGAUUCUAGUAACCCAACAGACAGCUAAUGGCUGCCACCUCUGUUUAACGUAAUGACACUAAUGAAUUCUGAGGGUUACUUUUCAGCUAGGAAAACAUGAUGGAAGGUGCUGGAAUUUCAAAUUAGGUGAUGGAUUUGCCUCCGUUGAGGCCAAUAUGCGCAGCAUUUGUUUCCUUUUCAGUAUAUUUUACUCAUAUUAACAAUGGUCAUCCACCAUUAGGGCAAAACAGAACCAUAAUAUUAGUCAAUGGGAACAUUUGUUAAAGUGACAGUUAAGGUGCAACUCUUUAAGGUGCAACUUCAAGUACUACUGUUAAAUCUGCUGCCUUAGGAGCAGUUAGAAGUUAUUGUCCUCUCAUCAGUGUUGAAGAAAGAAUCGAAGGCCAGGCCAAUUGGCUUCCAUAUGUGGAAUGGUAGGGACACCAUUGUGUCCUUCACCUCAGGAAGCAAAAUGCCUCGGGCUGGCCUUGUUCCCUUGUAGAUGGAACAGAACUUCUCCUUUGUGAGCUGACACACAGUCCCAUCAGUUGGUGUCGCUGAGGUGAUCUGGGAUAGUUCUCUAGAGCAGGCAUCCCCAAACCCGGCCCUCCAGAUGUUUUGGGACUAUAACUCCCAUCAUCCCUAGCUAACAGGACCAGUGGUCAGGGAUGAUGGGAACUGUAUUCCCAAAACAUCUGGAGGGCCGAGUUUGGGGGUGCCUGCUCUAGAGCUAUAUAUUAUUGAUUCCAUAUGUUACUUUUCAUUAUAAGGCUAGCAAUGCUGUGGGCUUUCAAAAUAUGUUUUGGGGGAAAUGGUUUUGGGAAAUACGUCAUUUUAAGAAACCUAGAAUGCUAAACCUUAGAAAUCUCCCUGGUCUAGGGCUUCUUCAGUACAUAAAAAAUACGUCCAGCUUAUCUUUGAACAAGAGGAAAGUUCCUAAUGACUGUGGUUGUGCUGCCCUAUAUUUAGCAGUGCCAUCUCAUAAAAUAGCAUGCUUUGUAACCUUAACAAUUGCUGAUGUGAUGCUGGCUAGGUUGGUUUGAGAAUGGUACAUUAAAUUAAUCUCCUCUGAAAGAAUUGGAGACUGGGUGCUAGAUUGGUUUAAGGGGGAAGAGUGGCAGCUGCUUUGGAUAUUGAAAGAGUUUGCCCCUCUCUGGAUCCACCCCUGAGUUCUAAAGUCUCCUCAGUAGGACACCCUAAAACCACCGUCUGGGCUACAGAACUUAUCAAGGGGAUCCAGAGCUCAGUGCAAGUAGGUUCCUUAAGAUAUCUACAAACUUUUAACUCAAAUAGCAGCUAUUCCCUUUGCUCGAGGCUGGCCCAGACAUUAGGCGAGGUGAGCCCACUGCCUUAGGUGGCCGAAGCCCCUGAGGCAGUGUCCCCAAGGGCACCUGCCAUCUCCGCCACCAUUGGAGAUAAGAAACUGGCGUUGGUCCCGAUUUCUGGUGAGAUCUUGCGGAGUGUGUGAGAUCACACCUGAAAUAGAUGCUGCUGCCGGCACGGCUUCUCCCCUGGCGAUAUAGGCAGCGGGGCAGGUGGCAGCAGAAGCAGGGAAUAAUAAUAAUAAUAAUAAUAAUAAUAAUUUAUUAUUUGUACCCCGCCCAUCUGGCUGGGUCUCUCCAGCCACUCUGGGUGGCUUCCAACAAAGAUUAAAAAUACAUUAAAAUACAUUAAAAAAUUCCCUGAACAGGGCUGCCUUCAGAUGUCUUCUAAAUGUCAGGUAGUUGUUUAUCUCUUUGACAUCUGAUGGGAGGGCAUUCCACAGGGUGGGUGCCACUACCGAAAAGCCCCUCUGCCUGGUUCCCUGUAGCUUUGCUUCUCGCAGUGAGGGAACUGCCAGAAGGCCCUCGGCGCUGGACCUCAGCGUCUGGGCAGAACGAUGGGGGUGGAGACGCUCCUUUGGGUAUACUGGGCCAAGGCCCUUCCUGUUUCAUCUCAAAUGGCAAAAGAGGAUCCGCUGCCACUGCUUUUAUCCCAAGGAGUUCUGGGGAUUGUAGUCUUGUAGGAAGGUAAAAGGUAAAGGUACCCCUGCCCGUACGGGCCAGUCUUGCCAGACUCUAGGGUUGUGCACUCAUCUCACUCUAUAGGCCGGGAGCCAGCGCUGUCCGCAGACACUUCCGGGUCACGUGGCCAGCGUGACAAGCUGCAUCUGGCAAGCCAGCGCAGCACACAGAACACUGUUUACCUUCCCUCUGGUAAGCGGUCCUGGGGGUGCUUUCGAACUGCUAGGUUGGCAGGCGCUGGGACCGAACGACGGGAGCGCACCCCACCGCGGGGAUUCGAACCGCCAACCAUACGAUCGGCAAGUCCUAGGCGCUGAGGUUUUACCCACAGCGCCACCCGCGUCCCUGUUGUCUUGUAGGAAGAGGAGCUACUAAUUCUCAGCCUCACUAAACUACAAAACCCAACAUUCUUUGGGGAAAGCCACAAUGGUUGCUCUCAGGUCCUGCUGGCACACUUCUCAUGGGCAUCUUGUUAGAGCUGUAUUCAACUAACCUGGCCUGCUAAUGGAAGCCAGUGCGAUGGUUUCUGUUAAUAGGGCUUCCCCCUUUCCCUUGUGCAUCCCUGCCUCUCCCAAACCCUCUCUGGAGAAUCAGGAAGAACCCACAGAACAGCAUGUUGGAGGAGGAGAGAGGGAAUUGUUCCACCUGGCAAGCAGAAACGCUUGCGCCGACAGAAUGAAGGAAGAGUGUGAUGUCGAAUUCCUUCCAUGGUAAUGGAGAAAUCAAGAUUUUUGCAUCACAUCAUGAAACCAUUUAUGAUCUCAGCUACUGCAGGUGAAGGUUUUCCUCCUUCAUGGUUUCCAAUGCUAAGCAAGCUCUGGUAUUCUAGGCAGCGUAGAGAGAAGAGCUAUAGCUGAAACGUGUAUGCACAGCACUGUUCAAAUGGGUUCGCUUUUCGUACUGGCCUUUAAUUCUAGGAAGUCGUCAUAAAGAACCAGUUGCGCCACUAAAAACGGGCCAUUUUCAAUUGCCUUGCUGUUUUCUCUUACUGUAGCUGGCGGUUGGUAUUUAGUGAGUCUCUCGCCUUUUCUACGAAGGGAGGAUAUAAACUUGGAAGAGAGACUGACAAGCAUAAUAUUUUUUAGAUGGGGCCACAGUGACUUUUUCCUUUUUUUAAAAUGAUGGGUGAGAAAACAAAAGAAACACAGAACCUAUAAAAGCCAAAUGACUGAUUUCUUUCCAUGGGAGGGCAGGAGUGGUAUUUAUAACCUCUGCAGGAGGAUAGAUAUAAGGUGGUUUUUGUUGCUUUAGCUUUGAUAUCAGGAGGCUCCAGUUCACAGGGGAUACUAGAGUCUCUUGCUCGUUUGUAAAACAGAAUGUUUUCUAGGCUUUGCUUUGAAGUAUACAGAAGAGCUCUGUAGAACCAAAUAUUUUUGAAAGGUAUUUCAACAGGCAGGUGUUACUUAAGGAUGAUUCCUUAAAAUAACAGAGGCUGGGCUUAGUGUCGUGAGUAUAUUUUGUCCUUUUCUUACUAAUGAAAUAAUUACAGGUGUUAUGUUGAUUGUGUGUGUGUGUGUGUGUGUGUGUGUAAAACACUACAUUGUCACUGAUGCUGAUCACCUGAUGAACUUUUAAAAUAUGCUGUUUUAUUGCCCGGCUGUGUAAAAUGGCUCUCAUUGUUUGUCCCAAAGCAGUUUUAAAAGUGUUUAUGUGAAAACGAUUGCUUCACAGGGCAUUGGUAAAUCUGAAAUAUAGAAUUAAACAUGUGAAUCUGAAAAGGCGCAGCCAAACAAAUUCAGUUCAGAGUGGAACUAAUAUGAAACUCUUGAAAACUAUAGGGUAGGUUCAGGAAAUAUUUAACAUGGUGCAUUAGAGCUUAUAUUCUCUUGGUUCUCAAAUGGUUCUCUAAUACGACUGAACCAAAUCAAGUUUAACAAACUAAUGUGAUCAGACAUAAUAGGGUGUGUGCUUAAAAAGAAUUUUUCUGACUCUUCCGUACAUUUCUAUAUUUAGAACACAUUAUUUUUGCUUAAUCUGAAGCCAUGUUAUUCUGAAUUCUAGCAUCUUUUAUGCCUUGCCAAUUGCACAGUGUCAAGUUUUAUAGUUAGAAUGUGUUCAGACCUUCAAAGCUCUCUGCCUUGUAGUGCUACUUAGCAAUGAACUAUUCUUUUCUGAUAGUUUCUUUUAUUAAGCCAUUUAUUUAUAUUGAUAAACUAAUUGAGAAGCCUCCAGACUGAGCUGAAGCUAGUCAUCCCUGAAGUUAGUUAUGACUGACAUGUUAACAUUCUUUUCUGUGACACUUUUAUCUCAGAUAACAGUAGCAAGAUUAGGACCUCUGCCUGCAAUUACAGCUAAGCAUCACAGUGUCUGUGUUUCCUUUAAAAUAUAAUGCCAAAUAAUUAUGGUCAGUUUUGGCUGGCUUGUUUCAUUCAACCAACACCUACAGUAGUCACCUCACUCAGUUAUCAUUCAAUAAUACAUGUGAACAAUGGGUUAUAAAAUUGCUACUAAAAUAUUUCUAAACCUAAUGGUCUUGGCAGUAAGAGCUGCUCAACAGUGGAACAGACUCCCACAAGAGGCGGUGGAAUCUUUCCUUGGAGAUUUUUAAGUAGAGGUUGGAUGGCCACCCAUCUUGUAUGACCUACCGUAUUUUUCGCUCCAUAAGACGCACCUGACCAUAAGACGCACCUAGUUUUUAGAGGAGGAAAACAAGAAAAAAAAUAUUCUGAACAAAACAGUGGAUGCAUGAUUUUUGUGGUUCCUGCUGUGGCCACAAGACAUUUGAUCUGAUGCUGAAUUUGGGGUGACCCAAUGCAAAAAUCCUGAGGAAGCAUGUGGAUCCGUGCCUUGUAACCACGUUUUUGCGCCAUUGCGGCCCCACACAACAGUGGGUGUGUGGUUUUUUUGGUGCAGGCUGUAGCCAUAGACAUGUUAUGUGAUCUGAUGGUGAAUUUGGGGUGACCCAGUGUAAAAAUCCUGAGGAUCCAUGGGCUUUUACCUCCCCCCUUCCAGGCAGCCUCUGCAUCCCUUAUCUCUCUUCCGAUCCCACUGAUCAGCUGUUUCCUUUCAACACUCCCUUCCCUCUUGUUUUUCUUAGUGUCUUUUCCUUAGCUGGAGCAGUUUUUUGCUCCUCAUUUUCUUCUAAUUUCUCUCUUUAUUGCUUUAGUUUUCCUGUUUCCCCCCUUUGCAAGUUUGCUGUCUUUACCUCCCCCCUCCCAGGCAGCCUCCUUUAUCUCUAGCGUCCCUUAUCUCUCUCCCCGAUCGGCAAACAUUCAGCAGCUUUGUUUCAACAUCCACUUCCCUCUUUCAAAAAAGAAAGCACGAUCUGCUUUUUGGCCCUGGGCAAUUCGGCUCCAGGGACCACGCAUUCACUCCAUAAGACGCAGAGAUAUUUCCCCUUACUUUUUAGGAAGAAAAAAGUGCGUCUUAUGGAGCGAAAAAUACGGUAGUUGAGAUUCCUGCCCUUGGAAUCCCUUCCAACUCUAUGAUUCUAUGACAUGAGCUGUAAUGUUGCACUCUGUAUUCUUAAAGGGUAUGGGUGAUACCAAUUUGUGCUCACCUGCGAGUGGAAUGGAUUUCCAUGAGCAGGACGGGACUCCCCCCUCCUUUCCUCCCUGCGGUAGCCUAUCCCAUACCCCCAGAAUAUACACGGACUUCUGCUUGGGGAAUGUCAGAAAUCACCCAAUAUUUUAUCCAGAUUUUGUACUUUUUAAGUAUAGUGCUGCAUGUUAGUGACUCUGUUGAGAUGCUUGUUCCCACGUAUAAGACACCCAAAUAUUUCACACAUUAUAAAAGUCUGUAUCCAAAAGCAAAAUAGCAAAAAUCCACACUGGGUAUUUAAGCUGAGUAAUUGUAAUCUGUUUGGGUAUUUUAGAUUUUGUAUGUUUUAUAUAUGUACCGUAUUUUUCCGUGUAUAACACGACCCCUAUUUUUUGGGACUCCAAAUAAAGAAAUCCCCCAUAUGCACUAUCUGUGUAUAAGACGACCCCCAGUUUUAAACUUGAAAAAAUAGGGGGGGAAAUACAGUCUUAUACAUGGAAAAAUAUGGGGUAUGUGGGUGUGGGUGUGUAGUUUAUUUAUUUGGUUUUUCAGAUUAAAAUUUUACACAUAGCCAACAAACAAAUAAAAGCAAGAUUCCAAGGAAUCUCCUGGACUUCCCUACUCCUCUUUGUGGGUUCUGUUGUUAAUCAUUUCCUCCUGCAUCUUUUAUGAUAAUCCAAAUCUUUUACCUCUCCAUUGUGUCCAAAAUUUGCCAUUAAACUACAAGUGAUAUUCCAAUCCUACUAACGAUCUUAACUGUGUAUGAUGGUCUUUAAGAGAAGUUAUAAAUUUUCCCCAUUCCUUAUUGAAAUUUUGGUCUUCGUGAUUUCUGAUUCUUCCGGUCAUUUUAGCCAUUUUGGCAUAAUCCAUCAACUUGACCUGCCAUUCUUCUCUGGUAGGGACUUUAUCUUCUUUCUAUCUCUGGGCCUAAAUCUUCUAUGUUUUAAAGUAGGGUUGCAAAAAAAUAUUUUAAAAUCCCCUAGAUUUUUUUUUAAAACUGUUUUAUCUUUUGUAAACUGCUUUGUGACCUUUUACGAUCAAGUGGUGUGUAAAUUUAUUUGAAAUAAAUACAGUGAUACCUCGGGUUAAGUACUUAAUUCGUUCCAGAGGUCCGUUCUUAACCUGAAACUGUUCUUAACCUGAAGCACCACUUUAGCUAAUGGGGCUUCCUGCUGCCGUCACGCCGCUGGAGCAGGAUUUCUGUUCUCAUCCUGAAGCAAAGUUCUUAACCUGAGGUACUAUUUCUGGGUUAGCGGAGUCUGUAACCUGAAGCGUAUGUAACCUGAGGUACCACUGUAAACAGUUUUUAACAGAACUGAAUGCUUGUGUCCAUCUAUGUAUAAGUAACUUAACUGCUGCAUUUUUCAGGUGCCUAAUCAAGGACUUCGAAAAACGCCCAUCUGUCACUCACCUUUUGGAACAUCCCUUCAUAAGACAGGUCCAUGGCAGAGACAUGGCACUCCAAAAACAGCUGGCAGAUCUCAUUCAAGCACAACAACAUUUAGGCUCCGUAGCCAAGACAAGGUACUGUUCAGUUUCGCUAUAG